Messenger RNA from Podarcis lilfordi (Lilford's wall lizard), 66256 nucleotides. The record is from the annotation of a GenBank genome assembly. Lineage: Eukaryota; Metazoa; Chordata; Lepidosauria; Squamata; Lacertidae.
GCUUUUGCUUUUUGUUUUUCCACCACCACCACCUCAUUUUAGACGGGGCGGCGGGUCAGCGAGGACAAGAGUAGAUAGAACAUCACUAAGCCAUGGAAGUCAGCAUGGAAGCAGGUCAGUUUUCCUUCCCGUCUUGUGAUGAGAAUGCACAUGGGGGUUCCCACCCCACAAAAAAACCAGAUUUCGCAGGGAGAGGAACAACCACCACAACAGGGUGUCCUCACCUAAGACUUAUCGUAACCUUGAGUUCAUCUGCGCGUGCAGCAACUGGGGCUUCUUCCCUGGGCCAGGGAAGAGAGCGCCUUGGAGGAGGAAAACGUGGGGCGGCAAAUAAAAUAAAAUAAAGAGAGCAAGCUGGCGGGCUGAGCGACUUACACAGCCUUUUCUAAAUAUAAAACCCGAGCAGGGUGGGGAAGGGUGUGCAAGGCAAGCGUGCGAGGCACAUGCACACGCGGAGGGGAGAGUCGCAGGGCAUCGAGCCCCGCCGUCGCCUCGACGGUGGUUGGCGUUUCAGGGGAGAGUCACACGAGAGGGAGGAGGAGGAGGAGGAGAAGAAGAAGAAGGAAAGCAGCCCUUUUCUCUGCCUCUCUUUCUCUUUCCCUCCGCGGGCUCAACUCUCAGCAAGAGAAGCUCAUACAGGGGGGGAAAGCGGGGUGACGUCGGGGAGAAGGAAAGGGGGCGACGGGUGCGGAGCCCGGAGGGCGACCGGCUAAGCCUCCCUUCUUCUCCUCCCUUCUUUUUCCCACCCCCCCCCAGCUGACAACAUGGCUGCGGCCGCUAACGCAGCCCAGGACGAGCUGAGUAAGUGGGGGGCUCUGGCACAGAGAGGAGUUUGGGGAGGGGGAUUUUUUUUUUUGGUGUGGGGGGGAGAGGUGAGCUGACAAGUUUUAAUCCCCCCUCCCCAUAGUCUUCUAGUGGCUCCCUCUUUUUUUGUGGGGGUCCUUGCAGCAGGGGAGUGGCCGGGCCCUUCUUUAUAGGGUGGGCGCCGGAGGAGGGUCCUGCACCCCGCUCGCUUUGGAGAUCCUUGUUUCGCACGGGGGGGGGGGGAGCAAAUGUAGAGCCGGCAGAGGGACAGGAGGAGGGGGUUUUGCCCCGAAAGGAUGGGGGAGAGGAAGGGAAGGAGGGAGGAGGAGGAGGAGGAGGAAGCCGGGCGCCUAGGCCUCUCUUGUGCAAAGUCAUAUUAGGAAAUUGAAAGUAAAGCAUCGGGGCGGAGGAGGGUUGGGGAGGGGGCGCGCAAUAUACUGUAUCUAUCUAUCUAUAUCGGUGCCCUAACACCCUUCUUCUUCCCACCCUGGUUUUUUAUAUAUAAUCCCUGUUUUUGAAGAAUCGUGUGUACGUGCGCUUCGUUAUUCUCGAUGGAAACGAGGCAUGCUUGCCAUAGAUAUGCUCCCGUUGGGGAUUUGACGAAUCCAAAGCCGCCCUCCCCUCCCUUAUAUUCUUCUGGGGCAGUAAAUCCAAAGCGCCCCCCCCAUAACCCCCGGUUGAUUUGAUUCUUCCUGUCCUAUCACACUGAAAAGUGCAGGCCAGGCGACAAUAAUGACUUUGCUUUUCCGGGUUAGCAUCCGGCUCUAGGAAGUCUCUUGGAUCCACCUGGAAUUGGGAUGGUUUUUUGGGGGGUGGGGGGGAUCCUGUUAAGGGUCACCUUCCUUUCACACACACCCUGUCUUUCAGACGUGGAGAUGUUGGGGAAGGGAAGAGCAUGUUGCCAGCGUGCGAGAAGCUUUUGAUUUCCCAACGUGUCUUGCCUGGUGCAAGUCUCCUCCACCCCCACCCCCCCAUUGCCUUCCAAAUUUAGUGCUUCUCUCUCUCUCUCUCUCUCUCUCUCCCCCCCCCAUGUUAAAGGGACCCUAGCCUUGCUCUGCUGGGGCGUGGAAGUAAUUCUUUGUGACAGGAAAUGCCUGCAGUUUAUGGCACCGAGGCAAGCUGGGAAAUGUAUUUUUCUUUUUUGUCUCAUUGAAAAUGGUUCUUUCACAAUCUCCGCAUGUUCCUUCUUCGUCCCUGCAGAAGAGAUCCUAGAGGAACAGUGAUGGGACUUGGUAGAAAGUCACGUUGUGCAAUGUAAUAUUUAUUUUGAGCAAAGAUGCAGAGGCUGGGGCUGUAAUUGUGAUUUCUGUGGUGCUUGGGUGGAACAUUCCCUUAAUAAAACCUUCUGAUCUCCGUUUCCUCCUUCAGGAUAUGUCUGAUCUUGAGUAAGCCUUCUCCGUGCCCCAAUCCUUUGGUUUUCUUGGGUUUGAAAUGACAUGAUUUGUCUCUGUACUUGUUCCAAAAUGUUGGGAGGUGAAAUGAUACAGUACUUAGAAAUGCUUAGCUCGUGAAGUACUCCAUUUCUUCUAUGCUCCUCAUCAGAACGGCUGACUUAAAGCAUAAGUAAACUUUCUCUGCCUUCUGCCUAAUUUAGCUUCAGCGAGUAUUUUUAAAAGCAGUCUUAGCUAAUACUUGAUUUUGGAGACUUAAGCCUAACAAAAAUUAUUUGUACAUUUCAAACGUGUAAAGCAACCCACAUACAUGCAGUUCCCAUCUGUGGCCUGGUUGUCACCUAACUUAACAGGUCCACUUAGCAUGUUACAUUAAGCCAAAUCAUAGCUAAGUGUGAAAGAGAAACACUGUGGGUACACGGAACAAAAAUCUGAACCAUUUUGCUCCUCUCCGGGUCUUUCUCCAACCGGAAGCUAAGCCAUAAUUUUGCUCGGUGUGAUAAAUGAAAUUGGACCCAUGGUUUGCCUCACUUUAAACAAGCUGCAAGUUGUAGCUAAGGUUUGUUCUUGACCAGUAUUGUACUCAUGGUUUGUUUGCGGGAAGACAAACUGUGUGUGUGGAUUCGCACAUACCUAAACCUCCUUGUCUUAUUUCUGGGUAAUGCAGCAGUAGCAGGACUGGGACGGGAGUGAAGUGGCAGCAGUUUUAUUUAUUAAUACCUGCCUGCUUGCUUGUUCACACUUAGUUUUGGUUUGGCUUAGUCCGAGAGGGGAUGCAUUGCUUAAUGCCACAUGCAAUGCAUUCAGAAGCACCUUUACUGGGAAGUGAGACCCACUAAGUUCUGUAGAAAUUACCGUACAUUCUGGUGAGUGUGCUUAGACUUGUAGUUCCUAUGAAUCUAUGACAGAGGUUUCAAAAACAACAGAUGCUGCAUGAUUGUUGCAAUUGCUUUGUGAAAGUCCAUGAUGAUCCUAAGUUUGAAAUGAGGAAUCGUGCCAGCAUUUGAGUGGCAUGCACCUAUCGCAUGCGAGAUUUGGAAAGUGUGCGUCACUGGCACCAUUUGGUCAGUACUCUUGACAUCUCUGACGAAAGGUGACACAACAUCUUUUGACACGCCACCUCAUGAUUUUUAUUAAUUUUUAAAAUUCCUUCAUGAAAUAGUGCCGACUGUUAAGCUGUUGAAAUAUUAAGCAGUUUAUAAAUGAUAAUAAAAUAAAUAAAUACCAGCAAUACUUCUCUUUCCUAGUGUGCCCUGUAAUUUAAUUAUCACUGCUAAGUCUGCAGUUCAGGAAGGUUUGCAGCACAAUUUCUUCCUAAGGCUAUCAGUGGUUACUAUUAUUAUUGUGAUUACAUUUAUUUCCUGCCCUUCACAAGCAGGUCUUAGGGCAGUUUAUAACAAUUUAAAACAGUUAAAACAUAUUGCAUUCACAAGUAUAGGGUGGGUCCUGAAAACACACAUCUCAAGUGCCGAAUGGCUGCACUUUGCUUCCAUGGUUGGAGGCAGUAUACGCCCUGAGUUGAGUAUACUGGGUGGCGCUGUGGUCUAAACCACUGAGCCUCUUGGACUUGCCGAUCGGAAGGUCAGCGAUUCGAAUCUGCACAAUGGAGUGAGUUCCCGUUGCUCUGUCCCAGCUCCUGCCAACCUAGCAGUUCGAAAGCACACCAGUGCAAGUAGAUAAAUAGGUACUGCUGUAGCUGGAAGGUAAACAGCAUUUCCGUGUGCUCUGGCACUUCUCGUGGUGUCCGUUGCACCAGAAGUGGUUUAGUCAUGCUGGCCACAUGACCUGGAAAGCUGUCCAUGAACAAACGCCAGCUCCCUUGACCUGAAAGCAAGAUGAGCGCUGCAACCCCGUAGUCGCCUUUGACUGGACUUAACCAUCCAGGGGUCCCUUUACCUUUACCUUACUCCCUGAGUACUAGUUGCCAGAAACGGCAGGUGAGGAGGGGCUGCUGUUGUGCUCAGGUCUUGAUUGUGGCCUUCUAGUUGGUAACAGGUUGGCCAUUGUGAGAACAGGAGUUUGGAAUAGAUGGGCCAUUGGUCUGAUUCAGCAGGCUCUUCUUGUGUUCUCAUGUUCCUGUGCUGCCUGGGUAGCAUGAAGAGGCAUAUGUAAAUAGAGCAUCCUUCAGUGCCUUCCUGUACCUGUGUAGCUGCUUCUGGAAAAUGGUACAACACUGUUGUAGGAAGGAGCUACCCCAUGGGGUCAAAUCAUGUGUCCUGGGGCUUCUCACAUUGGUCCAGGAGCGCAGAAAUAUUGUGUUGUACUAAAACAACCUUUGGAGGUCCAUUUGUAUCAGGAAAGUUCAUUCGCUAUUGAUGCCCAUCGUACUCCACCCCUCCCCUCCACCUUUCAUGGUAAAAUAAGUGUGUUUUUAAACAUAGAAGAUGGGUAGAAAUGAUGAUGAUGAUAAUAAUAAUAAUACAAACAAGGAUUACCAAAUUCACCUCUUUCUUCCUGGCAAAUGUGCUCUUCUAACAAGGUUUUGGGGAGAAAUCAGUACACCUUACUCCUUUGAAGCGUUUUAAAUUACGCUGCCUUUAAAAGCUGGAUUCUCAACUAUGAUUACAGUGUUUAAAGUUUGCAGUGCCCUUGCAAAUUGAUGUCCUCACUUUGAAAUUGGAUGCAAGUCAUUAUCCCAAACCACCUUGCAGAACAUUACUGUUGCAAGCCCUGUAGUUGAAAAUUCUGUCGUGUAAAAGGCCUGUUCUUUGUGGCAACAUUCCACAGAUAAUACUGUGCUGACUAGACUUACCCUGAAAUGCAUCUGUCUUGGCAACCCCUGACACACGGCUGCCUCCAUUCUGUAGUCAGUGUAUCAACAUGAUGUAGUGAAAGUAUCUGGAUGUGGUACUAUGAAAAUCUUACCUAAGGGGUAUUUAUAUGCCAUUACUUUCACUGUUUGGGUACCCCUUUCUUACCCGGACUUUGAGAAAGUGAUACAAGCAAGACAUCUGUGCACAUGUUUACUAAAUGGAAGAAGCUACCAUGAAAAAAGAAUAAGUUUGAAAUUGGGGUUCAUAUCUGAAAAGAGGAAGUUACAGUUUUAGAAAAUCAAUAGGGUAAUUAUUUCACUCCGUUGUUUUUUUUUUAAGUGCUGUGUGUAUCAGUUUUCGGUGUCACUGUCAAAAGCUGAACCUGUGCUGGUAUUGUAUGGCUAGCCUGCUACAGGGCAUUCAUUUUAAAGUAUUGAAGGAGGCGAAGUCACAGAAGUUCAAGGAGCCAAAAGUUAUCGUGUGAAACAGGUGCUACAUUCUAAUAAAGUAGGAUUUCUUAUUUGGGAUUUCUUCCAAAUUUUUACACGAAUAUAAUCCACUCAAGGGAUAUGGAAUAUGGAUUCCCUUUUUUUCCAGACUGGUCCUUGUCUUGUUUCUCCAGACCCCUAAAAUCACAUUUGCUGUGUUUGGAGCCGUUGAGCAAGCAGCUCGUUCAUAGCAGAAGCACUUCAUUACAGCAGGAUUUUAGCUCAUCCCUUCUUGUUGGAUGAUUUGCAUUAUUUGUUUUGCCAUUUUAUGACAACCCGUGAUUAGCAACUUACAUAUAGAACCUGAAAAAAGAAGUUGAUGGAAGUGCUAGCAUUGUGUUCAGUGUAACAUAGCACACAGGACCAGAAAAAUGUAGAGAUGUCUUAACAUAAGGAAUAUAUGUACAACUACAUAUUACUGUGUGCAAUAGUAUAGGAAAAAACCUAUAAGAAGAUAGGAAAUAUUAUUUGGAUGGCUUAACGUUUGAAGAGCAAGGGGUGUAGAUAAUAAUAUUUCACUUCUUGUCUUGAACCAUGCUUCUCUUAUACACCUAUUUGUAGAACUGAGAAACUUAGAUGAGAGUAAUUUUCACUUCACUGUCGCAGAGAAACAAAUAGUGUACUGCAAAGCAGUAUGAUGAUAAAGAAUGUGAUAAGAAAUAAGUAUGACAGUGAUUAAUUGAUGAAUCACCUGUUAACCAAUUAAAUCAUAAAGGCCUUCAGAGAUAACUUAAACCUUAAUAAAAAUGCUACCUUUUUUUUGUCUUCUUGUGUUGGAUGAUCAGUACACCAUCACUUUAAAAAAAUAAAGAAGUGUGUCAUUAAUUUAUGGCCUAGCUGAUUAAAAUUGUUAAUCAACAAGUGCUUUAGUUCAUUGACAUCCAUUAAAACUCUCAUUGCAGUUGUUGGAAUAGGCCGUCAUUUGGGCAAAAAAUGAAAGCUAGCAUAUGAUGUAAAAACAGUUUAACAAUAUUUUCUAGGAAGCUAGUGUUCUAGAUGCCUGACCCACCUGUAAAUAAGCCAUUCCAAAAGCCUGUCUUUUGGAAACAGUGAAAGAUGCUUUUCUUCAUGGGAGCUUUUGGUGUCUACUGUUAGGUAUGGCUAGACCCAUAUGCGUGUAGGUGGAGGUUGUGUUUGUGUGUAUAUAUACAAUUAAUCCACACUGGUUUAUUGAGAUCUGGCUGGCUACAAAGUAAAUCAAAUAAAUCAAAAUGGCCAUUGGUGACCUUGUUGCUGACACAAAUAUUCUUAUGUGGUAGUGUGAGCUGUAAAAUUGUCUGUGCAGUGGAAACACUGGUUACUGAUAUCUGCCCCCAGUUUGUAUGAGAUAUUUUGCUGGCAUUCUUGCACUGGGAUAAUGAACUAAAUCCAUUCUUGACAGCCAAAAAGCUUUGGUUAAACAGUACUAUGAUGCAGUUGGUCCAUUUUAUUUUAGUGGUGAAUAAAGUAAUAUUGGGUUGUGUCCGUUUUGCUGUUUGUCAUAGAUUUUGCUAGUUUUUAAUUCGUCUUCCCCCUUUCUUUUUCAUAGAUCAGCUUGAGCGUGUCUUUUUACGUCUUGGCCAUGCAGAAACGGAUGAGCAGUUGCAGAAUAUUAUAUCCAAAUUCCUACCGCCUGUUCUUCUGAAGCUUUCCAGUACACAGGAAGGAGUACGUAAGAAGGUAUGUAUAGACUCCCUGGGCACAGAAGUACAUAUAAAGACAAUGAUUAAAAAUCCUCCCAUAUGUUAGUUUUAGAUGCAUAUAAUUUAUUCUGCUUGGAGCCUGCUAGUGUAUCAUGAGACUUGUUUUUAAAGUCAAACUUUUAUUUUGGGCUGGCAGCCUGAAUAUUAUUCAGAGAUGUGUUCUGGGUCAAAAAAAUCUAAAUGUUUGGUUCAUUUUUUGGGGUUCGGGUUCAGAUUGUCUCUCUGGCUCAAUAGUGCAUGCGGGCAAAAAGAAUAACUCAUUGGACUCAUUCUUUUAAAAAAAUGGUUACAUGAGAUACCAUAUGGGUAUUGCAAUCAUUGUCCUUUGGUAUUCUCAUUAUAUCUUGGACUUUGUCAAUUGCGGAACCCAAAUCGGUCAGAUCCAAGAUGAUUAUUUGCUCUCUUUCAGGUUAUGGAAUUGCUUGUUCACCUGAACAAACGUAUCAAAAGUCGCCCCAAAAUCCAGCUGCCGGUGGAGACUUUGCUGGUCCAGUACCAGGAUCCUUCCGCGGUGUCCUUUGUUACAGUAAGUGACUUCUUUCAAAAGUUAUCGGCUGGUGAAAUAUGAGGGCUUAUUAUAGUUAGAAACUUCAUCCAGUUGUCUUAACUAUUCUGUCAUUUCAAAAACUCAAAUAGUUAUGCCACUGAAAAUGGAUGGAGGAGACAUGCAUUGAAUUAGUAACAUCAGGAGAUUCUCAGGCAUGACCUUUAACAUUCAAAUAAGACCCAGACUUCUUAGGAAGCCACUGGUCGGUCUUGCCCAGUCUUGUCUAUUCUGACUAGCUGUGGUUCUCUCAGGGAUUCAGUUGGGAGUGUUUUCCAACCCUACCUAGAGAUGCCAGGGAUUGAAUUUGGGGCGUUCUGCAUUCAGAGCACAUGCUCCAUCCCUGAGCUACAGCCUGUCCCGUUGACAUAGAAGAUAUACAGACAUCUAGUUAAGAGCUUGAUAACCCAAACUUUUAAACAUUAAAUACUAAAGAUAGAUAAAUAGAUUCAUAGACUUCCUGGAUCUUUUGUCAGAAUCUUGAGUGCUGAUGAUUGCCUGUAUUCGUUUCUUUUGACUGCCUGCCCCAUUCCAUUGCCAAAAUUAUUCUCAGAUUUAAAAAAACAAAUUUCAGGGUGAGGCUGAAACUUUGGCAUGUCAGUGCAGUAGUUGAUUGACGUUGGUUACACAGCCACCCAGAUGUCUGUGUAAAAGCUCAAAGAUGGUUUGGAGGGCUUCUUCUAGUUGAUUGUGGCAGGACACAGAGGUGGACGCAAUCUCUUAGGUUUUAAUGGGCACUUUCCAUUAAGGGCUUUAGCAGUCAAAGCUACAACCUUGAAUUUUGCCUGGAGUGUUGAUGUAAAGUGCUCCUAGCAACCUACGUCUGUUAGGAAAUGGGCUUCUGCAAUCAGCCCCAUUAAGAGCACAUCAAUGUUGCUCAAGGCGAAUGAGGUUAUAGUACUUCUGAAGAACUAGACUGGUUGACUGGCAAAUACAGCCGUACCUUGGUUCUCAAAUGCCUUGGUACUUGUACGUUUUGGCUCCCGAAUGCCAAAAACCUGGAAGUAAGUGUUCCGGUUUUUGAACGUUCUUUGGAACCUAAACGUCCGACGCGGCUUCCGCAGCUUGUGAUUGAGUGCAGGAAGCUCCUGCAGCCAAUCGGAAGCAGUGCCUUGGUUUUUGAAUGUUUUUGGAAGUCGAACGGAAUUGCAGAACGGAUUACGUCCGAGAACCGAGGUAUGACUGUAUGGGGAUUGCGAUGGCAUUUGUCAAUAAGAGGAUUAUUCUGCACAGGUUUCUUAAACUUUUGUGGAGACAUUGCAUGUCGCUGUUGCUUUGAAGUGGUUCUAUGUAGAUUUAUCUUGUACUUCUGCAGAAUUUCACCAUAAUAUACGUUAAGAUGGGUUACCCUCGUUUGCCUGUGGAAAAGCAAUGUGAGCUUGCUCCCACUCUCCUUACUGCAAUGGAAGGAAAACCUCAACCCCAACAAGACAGGUAUGAUGUUCUAAGCAUACAACUUCUUUUGUAUUGUCUUAAUUUUAAUUGCCGCCCCCCCCCCCCAAAUAAUCUUCGAUGUCCUUUAAUGGGUCUGACUGCAUUUUAGACAUUGGAGGAGAGGGUGUUGCAUGGUUUGGUUGUUUCCCAAUGUGGAAAUAUCUCUUGUGUGCAGAAAACUAAUAGGAGGAAGGCUAAGGGUAGAAAUCAGAAUAGCACUAUGGAGAUCAUUCCGUCGUUUCUGCUUGUCUAAUGGAAAGGUCUCCCCUCUUCUGUCUCCAUAUGCUGUUCGCCCAACCCCCACAGAACUGUUUUGUGGAGAACUUGAGGGGGCGGGGAAGACCUAUUGAACUAGUGGGACUCAAUAUGCUGUCUCCCAGUAGCACAACUUUGUUGUUCGAUUCAGAGUUUAAUCUAGAAUUAUCUCCUUCUUUUUCUCAGACAGGGAAUUUUUGUGGUUGUUGUUGUUUUCAAGAGGCAUACUCAACUUCUGCAUAAUAGGCACUUCUGGAAAUGUGGACAUUAGAACUGAUAUUGCUACAUUUGUUAAGUAACAUUUCUACGUAUAUGGAUUAAUUAUAAUCUUGGUUAUGAUCUUUUGAGCUACAAAUGGCCAUUGGAUUGAGUUAAUUUCAGUGGAGUUUUGAAAAUGCAGUUCCAUUGGGAUUAGUUGUUCUGUAGAAAGAGAAGCGUAAUUUUUAUGUGGACUAUAUUGCUUGAAGCUCCUGAUUCUAGAUUUAGAAAAUGCACAUAAACCAAACUAAGAAUGUUUUUUUAAUUUGCUUUCACUCUCAGUGUUCGUUGUGAUAGGUAUCAAGUGAAAACUAAUAGAUCAUGAAGGCAUGUUUCACAGUGGCAGUAAAUAUAAUUGUUUUUCAGCCUAAUGCACCUUCUAAUACCAACCCUUUUUCACAUGAAAUACCCUGUUGAACCUCUGAAAGCAGCUUCUCCGUUUAAUCUUGCCGAGAAACCAAAGACUGUGCAGCUGCUCUUGGAUUUUAUGUUAGAUGUCCUCCUUAUGCCUUAUGGGUAAGUAAUGGUGCAGUUCAGUCUUUGCUGUUUCUGUUCUCAUACAAGUGUAUGGCCAGUAUUGCCAAAAUCACAAAAUGGGCUGGGGUUUGAAAACUCUCAUCUUUAAAAUGCUUUCCUUCGCAGUGUAUGGUUAAAGACUAUAUAGUAGUUGAAGAGACUAUUGCAUAACAAGAGUUUUCCAGUUUCUUGUUGAUUAACUACUGUUCUCAACAAUAAAUGCUCCAUAAAACUUCACUUCUUUGAAAUAAAACCGAUGCCUGAUAACUUUUAGGUUUCUUUAUUUAUAGCAAUGAUAUUAAUAUUUUGGAAGAAUUGUUGCCUUUUUGUAUACAUUGUACUUGUUUCUGAGCUGUUUAAUUACUUUGUAGUAGGGUUUUAUGGUAACACUUGGUAUAUGUAAGUCUCUUUCCUUGUUUGCAUUUUCAUUCAUUAGACAAAAAAGUAGGCUCGCAAGAUGUGUUUAAGUGAUACUUUCUUCCCAAAGGAACAUGGAAUAAGUUCCUUGGAGUUUGCCGGAGGAUGGGACUGCUGGCCUGUCCCCUGCUGAGCUGCAGUGCCACCACUGCAUGUGACCAGAGAGGGGAUUGCAGUUCGGUGGUCAUGUGACACAGAGAGUCUUCUGAAGUUGCCUACUCUGGCGAAGUUUUUCCAUCUGAGCAACUUGUUACUGGGACAGCCUGUGCCCGUUCACUGGCUCACCAGCCCUGACCUGGGAAUCCGAAUUCCCCGAAUAACGUCCUCACAUGUUUUCCUUCUUCCUCUAGAUACGUGUUGAAUGAAUCCCAGAGUCGCCAAAGUGUCCCAGCUGGACAGGGCUCUUCUUCAUCAAGUGGUUCUGGAGGUUCUGGGAUCCCUCAGCCUCCUCCAGGAAUGAGCUUUUACGCGGCCAAGCGGGUAAUCGGGGACAGCCCAUGGACGCCGGAACAGCUGGAACAGGUAAAGCAAAUGCGUCACAGUGCAAGUCUGUGUCUGAAAUUGGUGCAAAUAUUGCCAAAAGCAUGCAUGCAAACUUGGGAGCCUGAUAUUUGAUUGCAUUCUCUUCCCCGAACCUGGCUUCGCAUUCACUCAUGUGAGAUCUAACGGCAGGGGGAAUUUGAAGCCAUUUGAAGCCUGGCUCACUCGUGAUCUAGUUACAAAGCUGACCAUAUAAAAUACAAAAGGUUGUCUCCAAUGUUAGCUCUACCUAGCACAAAUAUAUUAAAAUGGGUGAACACAACUAACUCUCAGGCCCAUUAAUUUCACGGGGCUUAGUUUGGUACAACCCAAAAUAUCAGAGGGACAAAGAAACAAUAGUGCAUGCAUGCGGGUGGCGCUGUGGUCUAAACCACCGAGCCUCUUGGGCUUGCCAGUCAGAAGGUCGGUGGUUUGAAUCCGUGUGAUGGGAUGAGCUCCCGUUGCUCUGUCCCAGCUCUUGCCAAUCUAGCAAUUUGAAAGCAUGCCAGUGCAAGUAGAUAAAUAGGUACAGCUGUGGCCGGAAGGUAAACGGUGUUUCUGUGCACUCUGGUUUCCGUCAGUGUCCCGUUGUGCCAGUAGCGGUUUAGUCAUGCUGGCCACAUGACCCAGAAAGCUGUCCGUGGACAAACACAGGCUCCCUCAGCCUGAAAGCAAGAUGAGCGCCGCAACCACAUAGUUGCCUUUGAUUGGACUUAACUGUCCAGGGGUCCUUUACCUUUUUUAUUUUAAACCUUAUUAUGAGAGAGAAUGUUCAGAAAGCCUUCCUGCUUAUCUGGUAGCUGCAAAUCUAGCCCAAACCACCUUGCUAGCGCUAAUAAUAGUAUUUUACCGUCACUGGGGGUAUUUUAUGGUUUACCCCAUUAACACUCUCAUAGCAUAGCCUAUGAUAAACUGACCAUCCACCCUUAUCUGGCUCUACCAUCCUGCAAUUAAACACAUAAAAGAAUCUCAGUCCUCGUUAUUGCAAUUUGAAGAUUGUGUUCCUGAAUAGACUAACGGAUUUCCCUCCUUUCCCCCUCCCUUUGCAUUGCCUGGCAGUGUAAACUGGGCAUUGUGAAGUUCAUCGAAGCUGAGCAGGUGCCUGAACUUGAAGCUAUCAUACACCUGGUCAUCGCCUCCAGUGACACAAGGCACAGUGUAGCCACUGCAGCAGACCUUGAACUCAAAAGCAAGCAAAGGUAAUGACUUGGAAUUUUUCUUUUAAAAAUAGGAACUGAAGCUUAAAUAUUAGGCACUCUUCUUUUCACCGAUUGCAAGGUUGUGCUUAUUACCAUGGCAUUCAUUGACAAAUAGCAUUUACUAAGUUUUUGAUGCUGUUGUACUGUAGGACCCCCCUUUUUUUUUAGCUGGGUAGUUUUAAACUUUCUGAAGAAAAUAAGGCUGGACAAAUUACAGGCGUAUGACUGUUGAGAGUUUCUUCUAUAUAUUGUUACUUGUUAAACUUGUAUCUAUCAUUUCCACUUAAGGUUGCUAAAGGCAGCUAAAAGCAAUAAUAAUUAAAUUAAAAUCAAAUGUAGUGUUGAAAAGAAGGCAUUUAAGACAUCACUAAAAAAAAGAGCCAGUUGCUACACAUUUACAUGUCAGCUUGUAAGCCAAAGGCCUAUCUAAAUAAAUAAAAAAUGGCUUUGCCUACCCCACUAAGUCAGGUCUCCUUUAGAACUCAUUUGAUGUAGGAGAGGGAGCUCACAGCAAUUUUAGACUCAGUAAGUGUGAUAUUUAAGUCUGCUUCUGGAAGGAAUGGAGGAAGGAGGAAUUAAAAGUAAAUGCUAUGUAAUCAUCAUGAAUCUUAUGACCUUACCAAAUAUUUAUCCUUUUUUAAACAUUCUUUAGUUUGAUUGACUGGAACAAUCCAGCCAUCAUCAACAGGAUGUAUAAAGUGUACCUUGGGGACAUACCACUAAAAACCAAGGAGGUAAGACUUGCUUUCCACGUUCCUUUUUUGAUUCAUGUGAACUAGACAUUUCCAUCUAGAUUCAAAAAGCAAGCCAUUAAAGACAUUGCUGUUCCAUAUUAAGACUUCUUUGAAUGGAGGUUGUUUUGCAUGUGUGCAAAGAACCAGAUGCAAAUAAAGCGCUAUGUAAGCCUCAUCCGUUGCCGCAAGAAGAAAGUUAAUCCUUAAAAAAAAAAAGAUAAGAAUUUGUCACGUCCCCAUGAGUAUUAAGGAAAGGUCAGAACUCAUGAGAUCAUUUUGCAGUUUAAACGGAUUUGAUACACAGUACACAAGAAAUAGAAAUUACGUCUUCACACAAGGCACAAUUGAUUUUAUGGAAUUCAGGGCCGCUCUUAAUUUAAAUGGCUUUGAAAGAGAAUUUGACAAAUUAAUAAGUAGCGGCAGCUGUUGGCCAUAAGAGAAGUGCCAAGUUCAGAGUGACUCUGGGGAAGGGCUGUUAUUUUCACAUUCUUCUUGUGCUCUUCUCUGGGCCUAAGUCAUGGCCGCUGGUGUGUUCACAAGAUUAAUAAGUAAAUGAGUGGAACUUUUCACACCAGCCUCUAGUAUGGAGAUUUACAAUCGCUUAAAACUGUUGUGAAUAGAAAUUCAUGGAAGCAUUUUGCUGCCUUGCUAAGCAUGCUUACUACAAAGGAAGUCCUACAGUGGGAAUAACUUUUGAGUAAACAUGCUUAGGAUUGCCUUGACGAUCAUUAGCUUUAUGCCUUUCCUGAAGUCACCCUUAACCCCUUAUUUGUUCAUAACAGGGAGCUGUUCUGAAACCAGAAUUGAAACGUGAUCCAGUCAGCACACGGGUAAAAUUAAAGAUAGUCCCUCAUCUUUUGCGCUCCAGGCAAGCUGCAGAAACGUUUCCUGCAAAUAUUCAGGUAAUGUCUUCACCUCAUAAUUCUCAGCCUCUUUGAAUCCAGGCCUUAACACUCUGGCUUUAACUGUCACCUUACAUCAUGGGCAGUGGCGGUUACCGGAUCGUUUUGUUUUGUUUUUAUUUUAUUUAUUAAUACAUUUAUAUUCCACCUUUCCUCCAAGACAGCAUGCAUGAUUCUUCCCCUCCCUAUUUCAUCCACACAACAGCCACGUGAGAGAGGUUAGGCUGGGAGACAUGGAGUGGCCUAAGGUUGCCACCCAUCAAGCUUUGGGGCUGAGUGGGGAUUUGAACCCUGGUCUCCUAGGUCCUAGUCCAGCCUUCAAAGAACUAUACGACACUAGCUCAAGGAGUGUGAUACUUGGACUAAUGCUAUACAAUAAAGCUUUUUGGGUACUGAGAGCACGUCUAUGCUAAACAAGACUGGGUGCAGUGAAGUGUCGCAUACAAGAUACCUUUAUUAAGAGCAAUUUAUGUUAGACACUGUUUUUCAUGAACUACUACUGAUUUUUUUUUUAAAUCAAUAAUAAUAUGAUAGAAUAUGAUCUUUAGUGAGACACAGAAAACUUUGAGAGGAUUUUUUUAAUGUCACUCCAUAAACAUUCAGUUCCUAAUAAUUCAGUUCCUUUCAUAAAUAGGACAGAUAGGUUCAGAAAAUAACUGGAAAUAAUAUCGACUGUUUCUAAUGAGCUAUUUUGUUCUGUUAGGUGGUCUACGAUGGACUUUUUGGUGCAAAUACCAAUGCAAAACUGAGAACCCUGUCUCUUCAAUUUGUGCAUCAUAUUUGUGUAAUGUAAGUACUUUAAUAUUGGUCAUGCCGCCAUAUGCGGAAACAUAUUAAUGGGAAAUGGAAUAUAGAGAUAAGCCUGAAGAUUUAUGUUUCUGAGGGCUUUGUCCUCUUGAGCAACAAUACGGCACUAUGCCACCAGGAGAGAUUUAUUACUAUUAUUUUAAUAUUCUAUUUUAUUUCAUACGCUGCGCUUUUAGUCCUGACAAAUAAGAAAAAUAAAAGAGUAUAUUAGUUGGAUUAAAACUAUGUUAAGGUGGAGAGUAAAGUUUAGUUGGAUACAACCUGAAAACUAAAACACAGCAAAGCAAUGUAGAAUAUUAAAAUAACAAAAACACAUGAAAUUGGCAGAAGGAUACCAAACUGCCACAUUAGUACAGUGUUAUCACCUAAAUGCUUCCUUGGAGAGUUAGGUUUUCAUUGGAUACCGAAAAGUGAGCAGUGACUGGGGCCAGUCAAGCUUUCAUUUGGGAGGGCGUGGCACAAGAUCUUGUUCUAUAUCAGGGAUGUCCAACAGGUUGAUCGCUAUCUAUGGGUCGAUCCCUGGGAAGUUUUGGUAGAUCACUUUCAAUCGCUGGCUCCUCCAUCUGGCCCCAGUCCCCUUGCCCCGCCCUCUAGAAGCUCAACAACUUUGACCUGAAACCCCCCCCCCCAAAAAACCGGGAAGUUAUUCCUAAAAAACCCUCAACAACUUUGACCUGAACCCCAAAAGAAGGGGUAGAUCACUGCCAGUUUUUAAUUGUGUGAGUAGAUCGCAGUCUCUUGGAAGUUGGUCAUCCCUGUUCUAUAUCAAGGAAAACCCGUGGCUAUAAGGAUGUUGUCAGGGGCAGGGGAGGAAGCCAGGGGGAUACAGAGAGCCUCUGGCGCUCCUGAGGAGCAGCGCCUUGUCCAGCGAUGGAGAAAGCCACACCUCCAGUGGAGCAGAGUGGGAAGCGGGGAGCCAAGCAAGGGGAGGGCUCGAAGAUGCUACUGAGAGCCCAAGCGCCUCACCUAGCCCUGCUGGCCAGGAGGCAGACAUGCUGUUUCCGUCGCCCAGCUUACGCAUAGGGAUGAAACGUAAGUAGGGAAGGCGGAGAUUUGGGGUGUCUAAGUUCUUAUGUUGGGGGAGAAACCAGAAGAGGCCGCUCCAGGAAUCUGCCAGUGACUAAGACAGACAUGAACUUUGUGUUUCUGCACUGUAUAUAGUUUACACCAAUAAAACCUGUAAAAGACAGGUCGGAGUCCUGCCUAGUUACUCACGAGCAACCACCACCAGCACCUGACAGAUGUCUUAUUUAAAAAUACAUCAAAACCUUUAAUCUUCCAUGUGUUGCAUUUCAGUUGCCCGGAUGGUAAGAUAAAGCCACUGGGCCCGAUGCUCCUGAAUGGAUUGACAAAACUGAUUAAUGAGUAUAAAGAGGUGAGUUCAAAGGCUAUUUAUAAAGAGGGACUUCAGUCGAGGAGUCCAUCAACAUGCCCAUCUUUUUUGUAUCUGGGGGAGUUACUUCAUAUUUGCUACAGCUAGAACCAAGAAAGAGAACGAGGGGGAGCCUGCAGUGCAACAAUUCAGUGUGUUCUCCCUAAUAAGAAUGUUCCUGUUUAGGGUUCCAGCCAUGCAUUCUUUCAAAACAGGGCAUUUGGUCCCCUUCCCCAUUUCUGUUUUUUGCUCAUUCAUCUUUCUAUGGCUAUUGAGCAUACUCUGUCCUCAGUGGGCUAUUGAUUUUUCAUUGUUUCUUUCCAUUUUGGCUCCAUUUUGUUUGGCUGCCACCGCCUGGGUUUCCUAGUGAAAGUAGGUUUGGGGUUCUGUCCUGGAUUUUACAAAUGGACCGACAAGGGCGUCUCUGUCUGCAUUCCUGGGUAUGGUUUGGCACACUCAAGUUUCACUAAAAAAAUAAACAUGGUUUACACUAAUGUAAAUAGCCCACGUUUGAUACCUGCAGCCACAAUUCCACAGGGUGUGUUCAGCUCUGGUGGCCUGACCCUCCUCCUUCCUUGCAGCAGCACACGUGUGUAACACCAGCAGAUCCAAGGGGUACUUAGAAGUCAUUUCCUGUCCAGGAGGUUUUGACAGCUGGCCAGAGCAGAUGCAGAAUCUCUAAGCCACCAAUCUGCAGGCUGUGUGCAGGCCUGGGGGUGUUCAAGUACUCUGCCCAAUCUUCUCAUGCACGGUUAGGGAAUAAUAGGAUAAACUACCUGCCCUGUUUCAUGGGUAUGAUGCUCGCAUCUCUGAGACUGCCAGAGAUCCACAUGUGAGUGUAGUAGUAGUAGUAGUAGUGGUGGUAAUAAUAAUAAUAAUAAUAAUAAUAAUAAUAAUGUUUUUAUACCCUGCCCAUAUGGCUGGGUUUCCCCAGCCACUCUGGAUGGCUCCCCACAUAAUAAUAAUAAUAAUAAUAAUAAUAAUAAUAAUACGAUAAAACAUCAAACAUUAAAAACUUCCCUAAACAGGGCUGCCUUGGAUCAUUUGAAUAGUGUUUCUUCUGUCAUAUGUAAGUCCAAAUUAUACAUGUGAUUCCUGGCUUGCACUGUCCAAACCUACGUGCUGUUUCAAGCUCUUGUCAUGGUGCCUUAUUGUAUCUGCAAUUUUCCACUUGCCAAGGCUCCUUUUUCCUUCUUGACAAAUAAAAUUAAAGGAACGAGAAGUAGUUUCACUGCCAUAUGUUGUGAUUUUUCAUCUCUGCCUGAAGAACACAGUCCCAUCUGUUCCUUCACUCAGAAAUGGCUCGCUGUAGAUGAUUAUUGUAUUUUUGGAACUUUUGUGUCUCUGAAACCUUUCUUGUUAGAGAAAAAGUGGGAAGGAUGAUGUAAAAUGCAAGUGUAAUAGUUGGGGAUAAAGGGCAAUGAAAACCUGAUUGUGUAUUGUUUCUCUCACUUUUAUGCUGACUGGCUUUUUUUUUUAAAUAAUUCAAGGACCCCAAAUUGUUGUCAAUGGCCUAUUCAGCUGUUGGAAAACUUUCCAGGUAACAGAAAUGCACUGAAACAUGUAAGAUGUUGGUUGAUUUUUGCAAAGCGAUAUGUUGCUCCGACAGCGGGCAAGCAAGUUAGUUUACCACAUCACAUGGCAACUCAUAAUGGUGUGUAGAAUGUGGAAUAGAUAAUGAUCUUCUAACUGCUCCGCAGCUGUUCAGUUAAAUUGUUGUGGAGGGUGGUUAUUGAAUGCUUGGGAUAACCCACUUUCUUAAAAAAGGGCAUUGUUGAAAAUCUAUCUGUUCUUGACAUAGCUUAAAACUAUGUUGGGUAGGUAGUCUUGGAGCAAAGCCUGUGAUGGCAUGCUUCAUAAGUUCUGUGUAUAGAAAUUACCCUUCAAAAGCCCUAGCAAAAUUUACCUCUAGAAAGGGGAAAGAUUUGUACGAUCCGAAGAGAUGCCAACGGCGACUAAUCAAAAACAUCUCCAAAAAAGAUACCUUUGACAUGCUCUGGUCUCCCCUUUUCUCUUUUAUUGAAGAAGAACAGGAUAUUUUAAUGCCACCGUUACCACAGAGGUGUCUGUGGAGGGAAUAUAUUGGUUGAAAAUGUAUUGUAACUUUUGAAUAAAUGUUUUUUGAAUUAAAAAUAAUAAUUCCUAUUUCUAUAACUUCUUGAUUUUUUAAAAUGAUCUCUGGUGGUUAUUAGAUAAAAUAAACUUUUACCAGUAGAGGCAGGCAAUUUAGAUCUAGCCUGUGAUUACUGAUAAAAGUAAUUGCCUGCCCUGCUUAACAGCUAGUGUUGCCUAGUGGCUAAGACACUUAGGUAUGAACCAAGGCAUUUUUGGUUGAAAUCUUACCUCUGACAUGCAUUAUGCCAGUAAGUGCCCUAGGGUGCAAUUUCAAACACAAUUACUAGGGAAUAAGUUAUACUGAACACAGUAUAACUUGCUUUUUCAGUACCUGUGCAUAAGAUGCACCUUGUCAGGCUCCCAUUUUUGCUAUACAGGGCAGUGAUACUGGGCUACCUUACAGAUCGUUUGUAAGAAUUUCUGCGUUACCAUCAUUAUUAGAAUGGCAAAGCAAGCUCUGUGAGUUUGUGGAAAUGGCAAAAUUGAUGGCAAUCAUUAGAGGCCAUUCAAAUCAGAGAAUAAUUAAAGAAUGGGAUGGAGUGAAGGAAGACAUGAAAAAAUAUGGUUCCGGAACUGGAAUAUCAAUAGAUAAUGUGUAAAACGUGUAGGGGUAAGCAAGGAAACAAUAAACAAUCAAUUGAAUAAUUAUUAAACUACAACAACACAACAAGAUGGAAGAAGUUAAAAAAAAAUGAGAUCACACAUGGGUGAAGGGGCGUGGGGGGGUAUAGGGAAAUUUAUAAAAAUUCCUAAUAUAAUAUUUCUAAUUGCGUUGCAUUUAUAUAUAGCAAACGGAAGUCUAUAGCAAUUAGGUAUAUUUUAAUCUAGUCCACUAUGUAAUAGGCUUAUGUUACAAAAUGAAUAUGGAUUUUGAAUUUGAUGCUUGUAAUUCUUUUUCGGUUUUGGAAUAAAGUUAAAAAAAAAAAAGAAUUUCUGCGAAUAAUUGCAUGUGGAGUGGUUUGAACCUUCUAAAGCAGUACACAAAUACCAGGCAACAUAUCGCUAUUUUAUAGAGAUGUUAACUGCAAGGGUAUAUAUUUCGCUUCAGUCUCAAAAACUGAUCUUUUAAAAUGCUGACGUUGUCUUUCAGCCGAAUACCUCAGCUGUUCACCAAGGACCUGGCACUAGUCCAACAGUUUUUUGAGGCUCUUUCUAAGGUUAGUAAUUCCUUUAAUAACAUGCGUGCACGGACAUAGGUUGUCUAGAAAAUUCUCCUUGUUUGUAAGGCUGGGUACUAAAGGAUGUAUCUCAUUUCAGGAAGAUCCCGACACCAGGCUUGCUAUUCAAGAGGCUUUGUCCAUGAUGGUUGGGGCCUACACAAAUCUAGAAGGAGCCCCACGUACUCUUAUGGAGGCCCUUGUGGCCUCAAACCUAAUUAAGGUAUGUCAACAAAGGAGUAGAGAUAUAAUAUGAUGCAAUAUGACUGAACCUCAAGACUUGAAAGUAGUGUGUUUAGAAAUAUCCAGUGUUUCUGUUGUGAUAGAUUAUUCAAAUCCAGUUCUGUAGCAGGUGAAGAAUGCAGAGAGUAGUCACAAAGUUUGCCUGUUAAUGAUCCUGUUUACCUUUACUUUUAGCAGGACCUUAAAAAUAUUGAUUCACUGUCGCUUCAAAAUUGAACACAACGAUAAGCAAUUACAGUAGAAAUUUAGAAUUUAUUUUUAAAAACCCCAUAGAACCUUCUUGUACAAGCUGAAUUAUUUAGAUACGACUAUGAGAAAAUUCAGUAUGGUUGUAGUUCUACAAGAGAGUUCAUGUAUUGCAAAUUCUGUAAUUGGAUAGAAAAUAUGAACAUUGGAAUACGAUCCAAAAGGUUGAACAUUAUUGCAAGACCAUAUGGUAUCUGUCUUUAUGCUAGACACCUGAUGUUGUGCUGUGUUACACUUUUUAAUACCAACACUUUUGGUGCUAUUUUGCUUUCUGGCCUCUAUAAACAUUUUACUGGGCGAAAAGGGGAAAGGUGCUGAAGAAAUGGCAGCUUGUAGCAUUUUUUAAUAUCUGGAGUGCCUCUGCUCCACUGUUUUCCACCCCCCCCCCCAGUAGCUGCCUUUCUGCUUCAUGUUUAUUUCAUAUAAGCACCUGCAUUUUUAAACAACAUGAAUGUGAUUUGUGUAGUCUUCCUAGAGGUGCAGCGAUAAAACUGCUAGCACAUUUGCAAAGCUAAGCAGGGUGAAGUAUGGUUUCAAAUUAGAUGGGGGAGAACCUCGUGUUGAGAUUCCUGCAUUGAAGUGGGUUGGGUUAGAUGACCCUCGGGAUCUCUUCCAAUUCUAUGAUUUCCUUUUUUCAGCCUCAAGUCCAAGUACGUCAGGUGGCCGUAAAGUUUGCCAGCACAGUGUUCCCUUCAGAUCACAUUCCUUCAAGAUACUUACUUCUUUUAGCUGCAGGAGACCCGUAAGUUUAAUGUUGCACUGCAGGUCAGAUCUGUAAGGAGAGAUUUACUGUUAUAAUAAGUGGUACGCUUAAAGGGCGUAAUUGUCUUGUGUGGCUGGCAUGCAGCAGGCAUCCAGAAAACAAUGGGUUAAUUUUCCCCAUCCUUCUAGGAUAGGCAUGAUCACAUGACAAAGGUUUGUAUAGAUUGGCCAACUGAUGUGUCUUCAACCAACUUCCUUCCCUGUCUCACCUUGGAACAGAGAAAUUGUUUUAUCUCUUCUUCUGUCAGUUUUCUAGUUCCUGCAUUUCAGCAUUUUUCUAUAAUCUUAUUCCUACUUACCCUCAACUACUAGUCUCUUAUUGUUAUUACUUUUUUUAAAAAAAGAAAGUCUGUUUCUUUCAAAGAUUUAGUUAAAACAGAAUGGGGAGCCCCCCUUCAGGGUAAAAAGGCUACUGUAGUGGCACAAAAAUUCUACAUGUUUCCGGAUCUCUUCGAAGUUUCCCUGGCUGACACUCUGAUAGUGGCUGCUGUAAUCUGUGCAGCGGUGUCUUAGGACUGAUACACUCCUCCUUUAAAGAUACGGUGCCAUUAUCAGCCUACCAUUUGGUCCUAGAACUUUUACCAAGAGCAUCUCUGCUUAAAGGGGAUUCUACUGUUCUCUUCUCCAGACUGCAUUUUCUUCUUCUUCCCUAUCAUUUUCCACCUUCUCUGUCUUUUGCUAGGACACGGUUUAGUAUUGGGAUGUAGGCAUAAGAGGCUGGUCAGUCUGUAAAAAUGUUUGUCAAUUGGGAUGCAGACUGUUAUGCCAAUCGGGUGGUUGCUCAAGAGUGCACAGAUCCCUCACUGGUCUUUUCAAAGGCUUUAUUAUUGGUGCAAAGCAUUUACAGUGUAGAACGCCUAAACUCCAUGUCUUCCUCAGUCACUAGCAGAAUCUGAGAGUGGGCGGUCCUUAAACUUUCCCCAACAGAGUAGUUUCUUGACCCCCACCCAACGCCUCCCCUCUCUGCGCGAAAACCUACUGCGCAGGGAAGGCUUGGGUAAAGGUGGACCUGCCUCACCCCCGCUUUGCUCAGGCACGAUGUCCUGGCUCUUUCUUGCAUCCUCCGAGCCCUGCAGCUCUUCCCCACUAGAGGCGGGACCUCCCGCCUCCGCUGAGGAAGUGCUGCUUCCCACGAUCUUUAGGGGCUCUCUGUAAUCCAGCUGCCUUUCCACCUCUCGCCACUGAGCUGAUGGCAGUUCCCUGACAUAGGCAUAAGAGGCUGGUCAGUCUGUAAAAAUGUUUGUCAUUUCAUCCUGCAGGCAAAGGCAAGAAGGGAGGACAGCUUUAUUGUAGCUGCACACCGUGGCUUGAUGGUAUGAGGGGGUUAAACCAAAGAUUUGCAGUUGGUACGGUCUUAGAGAAUUGGUCUUGCAUUUGCCCUGUUGCAUUAAGACAUGCUCUAAUUUCAAUAACAGAAUGCAGAGUGAAACAGAUUAUAAAUAUAAAAAAUCAUUACACAUACCUUUGUAAACAAACCUUUUCAAAUACUGUACAGUGUAUAAAAAACAUUGGCAAUAAAAGCUAAUCUAAAAGGAAACCGUCAUCUUGAUAAAUUCAUCUCCAUUUAAGGGCAUUUGAAACUGAUUGGUCCCAGCAGUUCUCAACCUGUGGGUCCCCAUAUGUUGUUGAACUACAACUCCCAUCAUCCCUGAGCUCUGAGCUUGCUGGCUAGGGGUGAUGGGAGUUAUAGUUCAACAACAUCUGAGGACCCACAGGUUGGGAACUGACAGGGCAGUCCAUGCUUGCUUUGGUGGGAAAAUUUCUCAGAUUUGUGGCCGUCACUGAAAAGGCUCUGCAUCGCGCUCUCUAUGUGUGUGUAUGUGUGCACAAACUGGCUUUCCCCCCUUAAUUUUUGAAAGACGGGAAGAAGUACAUGGAGAGGCAAAACGCGCACUGAGAACGAUUCUCGGCAAAAAUGAAAAGGAGAGCGGUGAUAUACAGAUGCCUUCCUUCCCAGAAAUGGUCCAGUAUAUUCAAGAGAAGGUACAGAAUUUCAACUUAACUCCUGUUGACUAGUAAUGUCUGUGCAGAAUCUAGUCAUAAUAAUGCAACAUACACAGCCCACACCAAAAAAAGAGAAUGGUGUGAAGACUGAUGCUUAAUCUUAACAAGUCUGGUGCCAUAAGCUGCCUCGAUGGCUGAACACCUGGCAAGCCUUUCUGAAGAAAGGGUGAUAAAUAAAUACCAGCCCAGUAAAUAUUAAGCAGAACCUUGAGAAAUACCAAUGAAAGACAGCUGUUUCUCUUUCUUAGUGCUUCCUGGACAGGGUACUUUGAGAUAAUUGUGUUUCUCUGCUACCUUUUGGAUACCAGCUCUGUUCCGAUACUAAUAAUAAAAAGAGCAAUUUGCAUUAGUCCUAUCGGCCACACCUCAUUUGUUAAGGUCUUCUGGGGAAGUCCUUCAUUGGGUGUCUUCUCUGUAUGUGAUUAGGCUAGAAUCCAUUUUGUUACAAACUAGUCAAGUAUGUGCUUCUGUUUUGCCUCCCUGCAAGGCUCAAAUGUUGUUGGGCGAUACAUUUUAAUUGCACAGGAAUUAGGUUAUGGUUGUUGAGUUGUUGAGCACAAGCUGCCUGGACAUCUGUUAGAUGUUUUGUUCCCCUCCUGCUUUAGGCUUCUCACAGAAUGAAAACACCUGCUAAAUAUAUGACAGGGACUACAGUCAUGCCUUUCAACCCAGCUGCUUUUGCAGAGGUAUGUGUAUCACUUUCACAAAAUUUUGUGUCCGUUCUGAUAGCUCUAACCAUAUACCUUUCUCCCACAUGAACCUGCCUGAAAUUUAAGAUUUGCGUUGAUGUCCUCUGGCUUCUCACAUUGGAUUGUUAGGUGGGAGGUGGCAUUCCUUUUGUGAAGCUCUGUUGCCCAACAGGUGAGGGAGGCACCAACUUUAUCCUUCAGAAGACAAGCUGUGUGGUUGUAUAGAGUUCUGACAUGAACAUUGCCCUGCGCAUGAUGCAGUCUAAGCUAAACAAAUUAAAGUCCUAUUGAUUCAGCUGAAUGGUUCAGCUAAUUUUAACACAUUCCCAUAGAAACAACGAGGACAACACUCUUCUGGAAUCAUACUUAGACUAACAUUUGAGCUGCAGGCUGCUUAACCAAUUUUGCAGGCGUUCGCGCCAAGGCACUAUACAAAAUGUUGUUUUUCACAGUUGCAGUUCUUGCAGAAAUGCACAUAUUGACUUUGUUUAUUUGUUUCUUUAAAAAAGAAAGAAAGAAAUGCCCGAAUUUGAGUGCUGGAAUAGUGUAGUAACCAAGAGACUUAAUUACAAUUGGGAAGUCACCAUUUGAAUCUCAGCUCAAGCUUUGAACUCACUGAGUGGCCUCACGCAAGCCACGCUGCCAGCCUCAGACUCCAUGUGCAACUCUGAGAUAAUUAUACUGACCUAUCUUACAAAGCUGAGGCAAUAUAUUUGGGGUGCUUUGAACUUUCUGAAGCUCUAUAGCAGGGGUCUGCAACCUUUAAGACAAAAAGAGCCACUUGGACCCGUUUCCGAAGAAAAAAAAAACUGGGAGCCGCAAAACUCGUCAUUAUAAAAAUAACUUUUUUGUCACUUUUUAUUAUUUCUUUGUUUGACCCCUCAGAAUUACUCCUCCUCAUAGAAAUAAACGUUAAAUUAACAAGUUACCUUUUUGUGUGUGUGUGUUCUUCACUCCCCUUCAAAACAGUGACCAGCGUACAUGCCCCCUUUCAAUGCAGUGACCAGCGUACAUGCCCCUUACAAUGUAGCGGACGGGAAGGUGACGUCGGGACGGUGCGUGACUAACGCACGCACUGCCCCCAUGCGCUGUCAAAGCCAGUACAGCGCCCGCCACAGUGGGGAGCGUCGGGGCACACAAUGCGCCUUCUCCCCUCGCUAGUAUCCGCCCCGGAGCUGCGGCAAAGGUGUAAAAGAGCCACGUGCGGCUCCGGAGCCGCAGGUUGCAGACCCCUGCUCUAUAGGAAUGCUAGCUAGUAUUACUAAAUUGGGAAUCUUGGUUCAGGGAAUGAAGCCUUCUGACCGAUAGUGAUUGUUGUUCCCAAUGCCAAGUGGCCUGUUUCCCUAACCUUUUAUCUUGUUUUCUUCUGCUGCUUAGAUCAUCCUGUACCUCCGAACGUGUCUCGCUCACAGUUCUGGUGUGGUGUGCACCUCUCAGACCUUAGCCGAAAUGCAGGAUCAUGCUCCAGCUAUUGGCCGUUACGUUAGAAACCUUCUCUCUGGACACGUCAUAACAUCCUCUUCCUCAAAGGGAGGUGAAAGCAACCCUGUGCAGAUCUAUAUAAGCCUUGUUCAGCAACUGCUGUCUGGUGUUGGAGGUGAGAAACAGCGUUUCGCGGAGGUUGAAAGAAAAGACUCCCCUUGCUAUCUUUUCCUUUCUGAUUUAAUCUAUUAAAGGUUUAAAUGAAGACGAGUACAAAAAGUGAGUAUAGAAUAAGAAGGAACCCCCAACCUCCCCUUUAAUCCAGUAAUACUAGGUCCACAUUUUGUAGUACAGUAUUGCAGUAUGAAUGCAGGAAGGGGGAAUAAAAUUAGUAAUAUAAAACAUAUUCUCUAAACUGCGGUAAUACAUAUUACAAUGCUGUUCCAGAUUGGGGCUUCAAGAGAACUCUAAUUAUACCAAAUUUAUAUAGACAAUACAACUAUCUAAUAAUAAUAAUAAUAAUAAUAAUAAUAAUAGUAUUUAUACCCUGCCCAUUUGACUGGGUUUCCCCAGCCAUUCUGGGCAGCUCCCAACAGAAUAUUAAAAAUAGAAUCACACAUUAAAAACUUCCCUAAAUAGGCCUGCCUUCAGAUAUUUUCUAGAAGUCGGAUAGUUGUUUAUUUCCUUGACAUCUGAUGUGAGGGUGUUCCACAGGGCGGGCGCCACUACCAAGAAGGCCCUCUGCCUUGCUCCCUGUAACGUCACUUCUUGCAGUGAGGGAACCGCCAGAAGGCCCUCGGAGCUGGACCUCAGGCCAUUUUGUUUACGUAGUCUGAAACCCCCUGCCAUUGGCCCCCUCCUAUAUAAAUCCGUGUUGUUACCAAAUUCAUUAAAAAGUCUUAAUGAAUGAGCACUGAAAAGGUCAGUGCAGUGACUGCUGUCAGUCACUAGGUCAGCAGCAAAUAAAUUUGCUUCCUGAAAACAUAAGAAUUGAUUUGAUCCACCAGGAGGACAAUGCUCAUGUGCUCUGGCAUUCUGUUUCCAUUGCCAGCCUGCGGUACUCAUGAGCAGGGCAUGAGAGCGGUGGGCUUUCCCAGUUGGCUGUCUCCACUGUUUGGUAUUCAGAGGUAUACCACCGUUGUACAUGGAGGUUCAAUGUAGGUAUCAUGGCUAAUACUCAUUAAUAUACCCAUUCUCCAUGAUUCUGCUUCUUCCCCCCUGCCUACAAAAAUGCAUCUUAUGUUUCUGGCCAUCAUCACAUAUUGUGGAAUUCCGUAAGUUUAAUUCCCCUUCCUUGCUUUAAACUAUCCAGGUCACGGUGUGUCUUAAAAGGCUUCUGGAUGUGUCACCUUAAGCUAGGUGUUAGGGCUGGGGAGAACAUGGAGACGUCUGACUCCUAGAGAAGAACAAGGAGUGAUUACUGUUUUUUUAUGCGUUGUCUUGUGUACGAUGCCUUUUUUAAAAAACAAAACAACUCUUUUCUAAUCUUGCCUUUCCACCCACAUAAGCAGAGUGUGACCCUUUUGUAAUUCCACUGUUCGGCAUGUCUUCCAUUUCCUCCUAAAUCCUGGGCUUUCCCCACCCCCAUCUUACAUCACUUCCUCUCAUCACAGCGACACCGGAAGUGGCAUCACUUCCAGUAUCGCGGGAUUUUGGCAGCUGUGCCACUCACUCCUCCAUCUUUCCUGCUUUCUGGUUCUGUUUGGGUGAGUCUUUGGUGGCGUGGCUUCCCAAACUGCCAUGCGGUUUUGAGAGAGUUGCAUUCAGAUUUCUGUCUUUGUUUUAAGAGAGGAAAAGGAAAUGCAAUUUGUUUUGGUUUUUUCCUUUUCUCCACAAUUCAUGAUUUUUUUAAUGCAUUACCAAAUUACCAUCUUUGGCGAUAAGCAUUUUCCAGUUUUCAGCUAUUGUGCUGUUUUGGAAUAAGCUGUUGUACAGUGGUACCUCGCAAGACGAAUGCCUCGCAAGACAAAAAACUCGCUAGACGAAAGGGUUUUUUGUUUUUUGAGCUGCUUCGCAAGACGAUUUUCGCUGUGGGCUUGCUUCGCAAGACGGAAACGUCUUGCAGGUUUGUUUCCUUUUUCUUAACACCGUUAAUACAGUUGCGACUUGACUUCGAGGAGCAACUCAUAGAACGUGUGGUAGCCUUUUUUGAGGUUUUUAAAGACUUUGGUGAUUUUUGAAGCUUUUCCAAAACUUUCCCGACACCGUGCUUCGCAAGACGAAAAAAAUCGCAAGACGACAAAACUCGCGGAACGAAUUAAUUCCGUCUUGCGAGGCACCACUGUAUCUCAAGGUGUAUCUCAGAUUGACACCUUGUGGCAUCGCUUUCUGGACUCCAGAGGCUGGCGAUCCUGUCUAGUCUCUGGGUUGCAUUUCACUCUCUUUGGCUUGGACUUGGGUGAGGUGCAUGUCAUGAAUGGUCGCAUUUGGCUUGGUUUCAGCUUCUUGCUUCACUUCAGCUGCCUGAAACAUUUAGGAGCAUCAGAAGUGACUUGCCAGCAGUGCAUGUGAAAUUUCAGCCCAUGGGUAUUGCGUUGCUCUUGGGCAGAAUGACUCUUGUGUUCUUGUAGCAUCCUGAUGUUAGAAACACCUGUUGGAGCUAUGCAUGCGAGAUGCUACACCUCAUCUUUCUGCUAGUCAUUAUGUGGUACAUUUGGCCAGCUUGAGUUCUCAAUGCUUUUAGGGGACCAGCAACACAGUCCUAACCAUAUCUAAAGGUAAAAGUAAAGGUAAAAGUAAAGGAACAACUCUGGGUUUGUGGCACUCAUCUUGCUUUACAGGCUGAGGGAGCCGGCAUUUGUCUGCAGACAGUUUUUCUGGGUCAUGUGGCCAGCAUGACUAAGCCGCUUCUGGUGCAGCGAAACACCGAAACCAGAGCAGUGCACAGAAACGCCAUUUACCUUCCCGCCGGAGCGGUACCUAUUUAUCUACUUGCACUUUUGGCGUGCUUUCGAACUGCUAGGUUAGCAGGAGCUGGGACUGAGCAACGGGAGCUCACCCUGUCGUGGGGAAUCAAACUGCCGACCUUCUCAUCGGCAAGCCCAAGAGGCUCAGUGGUUUAGACCGUAGCACCACCCGCGUCCCAGUGCCACCAAUCCUCUUGACUUCAUUGGGUCUUAAACCCAGAUCAGUGGGGUUAGGAUUGCAGCCUAAUUGACUUUUAAUUUAGUAUUCUAAGAAUCCUAGAUUUAUUUAUUUUUUAAGCAGUUCCUGACAAGUUUUCAAAUGUGAUGGCAAUUUUCUUUGAUAGGAGCUUCAGUGUUAAACGGUAAUCUUAUUUCUGCCAAAUGUUUUGACAUGCAAAGUAUACCUGUAAAAGAAAAUCAGCCUUGGUGUUGCUUUAUAUAUUUGUUUGCAAUGUUCUUGGCAUGUUUACUUUGUAGGCAGCAAAGGAGAGAGCAUACCAAAAGCUGCUGUGUAUUUGUACUGACUUUAAAUAAUAUGUCAACUUGCCACUUCUCUAUUUUUGUUUUUAUAAUACAACGUAGGUUUGCCAGUGAUGUACUGCCUGUUGGAGGUUGUUUCUGUCUAUCCUGAAAAACUAGCUGCAAGAUUUGUAGACAAAAUGGAUUGGAUAAAGGUAUGUUAAAAUACUACGAAAAUUGUGCAUUAUUUUUUUUCAGGAAAUGAUGCAUUUUGCUCCAGUUAGACAGACUCUUUUGCAUGACUCCCAAAAGAUGGAAUGUAUGUUUUCCAAGCUUGGGGCCUGGAUUUGUUGACGAUGGUUAACAUGCAACCUGUGUCACACCUGUGCUAGCCCGGUAUCUGUUUAUGGCGAGGCAUCUAUGUAAAUCACUUAGGGAUUCAUUUUAAAGGUCUGCCAUUGGGAAAUUGGUAUGGCAUUGCCCUUGAAAAUAUGAUAAUAUUAAUGUUCCAAACAAAGUAAGGAUGAAAUACAAAAGGGGAUUGUGACAAUUUCUCUUUAAAGAAGUCGUUUAAAAAUGACUUUCAAAGGCAAAAUGGUACAGUGUCCAGUUCUAGAGCAAUUAAAACAGGAAUAGAAUGGCUUCUCAGGGAUUGGGUCUGUAUUGAUUACUUAUAUUGUCCAGGCUGUCUUUAGUCUCCUUGAACUUGGUAUUUCGUCUACCUGAAUUGCACACAGGUAUGGUAUUGGAACAACUUUGUAGGUUUGGCCAAAUUCCCUCAGAAGUAAUGUUGGUGCACAGUUCUUCAAUUCUGCUUUUUUGGGGGCAUGCUUUUGCAGUUACAACUCUGGAAAAAAUGCCAUUCAGAAGUAAUAAUAAUAAUUUAUUUAUUUAUACCCCACCCAUUUGGGUGGGUUUCCCCAGCCACUCUGGGCAGCUUCCAACAAAAUAGAAAAAAUACAAUAAAACAUCAGAUACUAAAAACUUCCCUAAACAAGGCUGCCUUCAGAUGUCUUCUAAAAGUCAGUAGUUUAUUUCCUUGACAUCUGAUGAAAGAGCAUUCCACAGGGCAGGCGCCACUACCGAGAAGGCCCUCUGCCUGGUUCCCUGUAACUAGUCACUAUGUGGUACAUAUUGUCCUAAGAAGUGUCCUAAAUCAAACCUUUUAGGUCAAUUGGAUCAUUGUUUUCAUUGUUGAAAUUCUAGUGAAAUUUUUAUAUGUACUGUAACAUGGUUAAAUUGUAUAUGUAUCUUUCAUUCUUUUUUCAGAGCUUUAUGAAUACCAAUAAGGAAGAGAUGCGGGAGCUGACUGCUCUGUUUUAUUCAGUAGUAUUAUCGACAGUGUCAGAAAAUGAAUUUAAAACAUCAGUUCAGCACCUGAUAAAAACAGCAAAAGACAAUCAUGUAAGCUUAGUCCUCCUUGUCUGUUAUUCUGUGUUAACUUUUAUUAAUGACUGUGACAAUUAGUAAAGGUACUGUAGGCCCCAGAUGAUUUUCUUUUAAUCUAAAGAAGUUGAACUAACCAAUAUUUUGGAAAGCAGUGAUUUGUCUAUAAUUAAAAUAGGCAAACAAAUUGGGGGGGGGAAUCAUUUUGUUAUGCAAGUUAUGAUUUGAAAAAACAGAAUUCAUCAUGUCACUAACUUGAAUUUAAUUUAAUUGUAUGCCAGAUAUUUAAAAAUAGCCUUACAAUUCUGUGUUUGUAACAGAUAAUAUUUAUUAAAGGGUUUUAAGUGUUGUAGAAUUAAUUGAGGCUGCUGUUUUAGAUGAGUUAGAUAACCAAUAGAAAGUCAUAUCACUGCUUUUAUUUGUAUGGAGAGCUUAUGAUGCCCUGGUAUAUAUCCUUUAGUGAUUUGCAUCUGCUUUAGUAAGAUUGUUGCUUUUUAUCUGCAGAAUCUGGAAAUGCAACAUGGAUCCUUGUUGGCUCUGGGAUUUACAGUUGGACGGUAUUUGUCAAAGAGAAAAAUGAGGAUGGUGGAACUGCAUGACUUGGAAGAUCCAAAUACCAUUGUUGCCCCAGAACAAGACCAGUUGAUAAAGUCAACGACAGAAACGAUCGGUCAGUUUAUGCCUUUUGUACUUUGCCUGUAUUCUUGACUCAUUUGGUUCCAUUUCUCUAAUCUACACUGUGCGGACAAACAGGGAGCUUUGCUACAAAGCUCUCAUUACACACUAGUAAUCUUAAACCCACUACUUAGGAAUGGGCACUAUGUUUUGUUUGUUGCUUUGGCAUCAAUUCAUACCAUGAGAUUAUGUUUUGUGUUGCCUGGUUUGCACAUUGCACUAAACUAUACAGUGGUAUGAACUUGCUGGAACUUCAUCUUUCCCCAGUUAUUCUGCUGCUGCCCUGAACUAAGCCAUUAAAGGUAAAGGGACCCCUGACCAUUAGGUCCAGUCAUGGCUGACUCUGGGGUUGCGGCGCUCAUCUUGCUUUAUUGGCCGAGGGAGCCGGCGUACAGCUUCCAGGUCAUGUGGCCAUCAUGACUAAGCUGCUUCUGGUGAACCAGAGCAGCGCACGGAAAUGCCGUUUACCUUCCUGCCGGAACGGUACCUAUUUAUUCACUUGCACUUUGAUGUGCUUUCAAAAUGCUAGGUUGGCAGGAGCUGGGACCGAGCAACGGGAGCUCACCCCGUCGCAGGGAUUCGAACCGCCGACCUUCUGAUUGGCAAGUCCUAGGCUCUGUGGUUUAACCCACAGCGCCACCCGUGUCCCGAACUAAGCCAUAGUUUGGCUUAAUAUGUCAUCUGAAUUUGGGCUUGUCAUUUAGCUUUCUCUAGGCUAACCAUGAGCUUUAUAUGUCCUAUGGUUUAUGGCUCAUGAGCUAAACCACAAGCCUGGGUUUGGACAGGACACAAAGCCAAACUAUGGUUUAGCUCCGUAGAGCACAGCAGCAAAACUGAGGCUGUAGAUCUUCUCUCCCAGAACCCACGUCCCUGUGCAUUCAUGCUAAGCUAUGGUUUGGCUUAGCGUGAGGUGCAAACUAGAACCAAGGUUUCUCCAGUUGCAACCAAGAUAUCCACAUAAAAAAAUCCAGUUGGAAGAAUUCUAGAAAUGAGAAAUGUAUCAUUAUUUUUCUAGACGUGAGACUAUGAUGGUGCUCAUUAUCUGUGGCUACAAUGGUGAACUAAUUGGUGCUCCCCACUUUAUGCAAUUUCACUUAUGCGUGUGGGGGCCCAGAAUGUAACCCCCACGUAAGUGGGGGGAAGGCCUGUACCCUUAAAAUAUAAAUGGAGUGGUCCCAUGAAUACAGAAAUUAUCCUUCUGUGAUCUGAGAUACUAGAUAAAAAAGCGACUCAAGCACUGUAGAUGUAAUAUUCUUUUUAUUCAUACGCUGUUACUUCAGUUUUGGAGAUUCUGACUAAACAUGAGGAAGACCUUUCUGAUAGUAAGAGUUGUUUGACGGUGGAGCCGACUCCCUCGGAACAUGCUGACUUUCGUUUCAUUGGAGGUUUUUAAGCAGAGGUUGGAUGGCCAUCGGUCGGAGAUUCUUUAGUUGUGAUUCCUGCAUUGCAGGGGGUUGGACUAGAUGACCCUUGUAGUCCCUUCCAGCUCUACAGUUCUGUGAUUCCAGACCAGGCACCCCCAAACUCUGCCCUCCAGAAGUUUUGGGACUACAGUUCCCAUCAUCCCUGACCACUGGUCCUGUUAGCUAGGGAUGAUGGGAGUUGUAGUCCCAAAACAUCUGGAGGGCCGAGUUUGGGGGUGCCUGUACCAGGCGAAUAUUUUGACUUCGUUCUUGACGAUACCUGUUGGAGAAGACUGGAAGUCUUACUGUCUUUUAGGCCUCCUUAAAUAUUUGAAUUAUCGUCUUUUUAAAGGAGAAAUUCAGUCAUCCUGUUUGUUUUUAUUUUAGGUUCUUUUCUGGAUAGUACCUCACCCCUUUUGGCAGUAGCUGCUUGUACAGCACUGGGGGCAAUAGGCAGGAAUGCGCCUCUGCCCAUCCCAAAUGAAGGGACUGGAUUUACAAAGCUUCAUCUUGUUGAAAGUUUGCUAGCCAGAAUUCCCUCAGGCAAGGAAACUAAUAAGGUAAUGUUUUGCAACGGUUCAUUGUUUCUUUAUGCAUGUGUGUCUAUAGGUUUACUCAUGUGAGGCAGAAAAAGAAAGCCCUUCUUCUUAUGGAUAAAAGACUGACUUUUAUAAAACUUAUUGUCCAAAUAAAAAAAGGGGGGGUCAUGUUGUUAUUUUUAUUGAGAGCAAAUCAGUGGAGCAUGGCUUUAGAAUAAUCUUUUGGGUAGGCAAAUUGUAGAGCUCAUGGCAAACACACAUUUCUGUUGGCUGUUCAUGCAUCUUACAGUAUUUGCACAGGACUCAAUGUUUUGUGCAGAAUUUGUGAUCAUUCAGCUAGCUUGAUGUACUUCUGAGGUUAGGAGGUUUGUCUUCCCACCUACAUACAUAGACAGGUGUUUUUAUAAAAUUCCUUUGAUUUCUUUUAGAUGAAGGAACGAGCUAUACAAACACUGGGUUACUUUCCAGUAGGGGAUGGAAACUUCCCCCACCAGAAGCUACUCUUACAAGGAUUGAUGGAUUCUGUAGAGGUAAUGCUCUAAUGUUAUACAUUAAAUAUGAAGGGUUAAAAUUGGUAUUUAGUCAUUUGUGUCACACUUUCAAAGGGGUAUGCUUUAGCAUCUUAAAUUUUAUUCCUUUUUUUAGAUAAGUUGGUGUAGCAGGCUUGCUUUUGUAUUUGUAGAUUUUGAAUAAUAAUAAUACAACAAAAUAUUAAAAGCAAGUUAAAACAUCAAACAUUAAAAACUUCCCUAAACAGGGUUGCCUUCAGAUGUCUUCUAAAAGUCAGAUAGUUGUUUGUUUCCUUGACAUCUGAUGGGAGUCGACGACCAUUUCGCAUGGUUCCCGGCUCCUGCACCUUAUAUAAGCAUGCUCCACCUUGUUCUGCCUCGCCCUUUGAGUGGCAUGUUUUGUGACAUUUUCAGUCACUUAGAAGUUAGAGUGUCAGCACCCGAACACAGGAAUGAGUUGGCAGAUCCUUCAGAGCAGUUCAGCAAAAAAGGCACGCCUCCCUUUGCUCUCUAGAAUAGUCAGAACUUUCAUGUUGCAAAUGGAGAACUGAGCAAGUUGAAAUGUAAUUCCUGUUUUGUGUGUGUGUGUUUCUCAGGCCAAGCAAAUUGAACUGCAGUUUACUGUUGGUGAAGCUAUUACCAAUGCUGCUAUAGGAACUAGCUCUGUAGCUGCCCGGGAUGCGUGGACGGUAGCUGAAGAAGAAUAUACUCCUCCAGCUGGUAGGUUUGGGGAUAAAUGACUACUUGUGUCUGCAAUCCUUUAUCCCCCUUUUCAUCAGUUCAAUGCCAGACCAGUAUCAGUGGAAACUAAUCUCUUCUAUUCAGUUUCUCUCCCCCUUCCCUUCAGAUGCUGGCUUCAUACUCAAAUGCUUAAUAGCCACCUGGGAUUAAGCCUUUCUCCAGCCCCAUAGCCUUGUAAUAGGAUGUACAGUGGAACCUCGGGUUGCAAAUGUGAUCCAUGUGGAAGGCACGUUCGCAACCCGCAGCGCUGCGUCUGCGCACAUGUGGGUCAUGAUUAGGUGCUUCUGCACAUGCGCAAGCUCUGAAACCUGGAAGUAACCCGAUCUGGUACUUCCAGGUUCAGCGUGGUGCGCAACCCAAAACCUGAAGCGUCUGUAACCCAAGGUACCACUGUAAUAUCUUCAGUUCAUAAUUGAGAGGAGAAAAGUACCUGCAGUUAAACAUACCUGGUUUUCCAAAUUUGCGUCAAGCCUUUUUGUCUCUGCAUUUUAUUUUGAGUUUGGUCCUUUUGAAUUCUCGCUUGAUGCUGAAUGUACCUCGGCGAGCCCUUAAGCCAAGAACACUGACGCACCAAAGUCAUGAUUUAUAUCCCACUCUAACCGUAUAUAGGGUAUGUUGCAGAUUUUUCUAAGCACGAGCCUACAGGAGGUUACCUGAACUUGGACAAAAGUCCAAAAAGGGCCAAAAUGCUGAACUUCUAAUUUGAAAACAUUAAGUGCUAACCAAUGGACCAGUUUGUUUUUUCCAAAUUCUUUUGUUUGGAAUAAAUUCUCUCCCCUUCUCUGUUUGUUUAAUUAAAAUAGAUGUGAAAGUUAACGAUGUGGUUCCCUGGGUCUUGGAUGUCAUUUUGAAUAAGCACAUUGUCAGCCCCAACCCUCACAUAAGACAAGCAUCCUGCAUCUGGCUUUUAUCACUGGUGAAGAAGCUCAGCACCCACAAAGAAAUUAAGGUAUAAAGACAAAGCAAAUUUCCCCUGUCUGUCUUUCUUUCUUUCUUUCUUUCUUUCUUUCUUUCUUUUUUUUCUUUUCUUUUCUCUGUUUGGUUUUGUCAAUCUUUUGUGCUCUCUUUUCUCAUUGGCCUGGUUUGCAUGCCAUGGUAACCCAAACCAUGGUGCAGGGCAACUGCGUAGGCUCAGAUGUUUCUUUCCUAGAAGGCAACACGUUAACAUAGGGAAUGAACCUUUGUUUCCUGCAAACCAGGCUGUACCGAGUUCAUACGCAGCCUUGGAAUUUCCUGCCCUGUGAUCUACCCCCGCCCCAAUGUGCAGAUGGGUUAUUGGGCAAGGGUUUUAUUCUUCUUUAUUUUAAUGGGAGACUUUUUCAGACACUCUAGUAGGAUGAGUCUAAGAAUGUGAGAAAAAAGCUGCCUCCCCCCCCCCCUUCUUUUGCAGUCUCAUCUCAAAGAAAUCCAAACUGCAUUUGUAACUACUCUAUCCGACAGUGACGGUAAGUAGAAUUCUACUUGCUUUCCUCUUUACAUGAUUUGUUUUGCACAUCUCCAGUGUGACACCAGGGUGGCUAACAAAGUAGUAAGGGAAAAACAACAACAACAAUGUUUCAGUUGUAAAAACCCUAUAAAAUGAAUAACACAGACUAACGUUAGGGUCCCCAAACUGUUGCCCAGUGCCACCAGACACACUGACAUUCUCCUUAGUGCUGUCAAGGCUCUCCUACUGUUUUGUUUUGUUUUGGUUUGGUUUGUUUCCUUUGAACUCAAUAGGAGUUGCUACUGAGUAGAGGUGCAUUUAUUUUAUCUUUUUUUCUGGCUUUGCACUUUUAAGAAUAAGUUCAAAAAAUAAACUGGACUAUCGAAAUUGGGCGCUUUUUUUUUAAGCAUAGCCUUUUUGGAAUUCAGAUUAUAACCUAAUUUUUGUUUAUUACUAUUUUUGCUACAAAUAUUGAUACAAGUAGAAAAGCAUUAUCCAAACUGUUAUUCUUAAAUGCAGCCUUGUAUAUUUGUUUCCAUCCCAUGUAACAGUAAAGUUUAUCGUUUAGCAAUGCAGUGAAGUAAAGCAGCUACUGAAUAUGAACAGAGAGUGGAAAUUAAAAAUAUAGACUGCUACUGACAUGCUGGUUUCAGAAAAUUAGUGCUGUGAGAUAGAUAAAGUGAUACUUUCUGUUGGAUCAAUGUGUAAAGCAGAGACUCUAACUGAUCACCAUGACCAGAACAAUGGGCAGGGGGAGAAGUUUGUGCACAGUAAACAACGCUCUCAAAGUUUUUACUACUAUUGUACCUAGCUAAGCAGGCAGCCACAGGACAUGCAAUGUUCCCAUUCCCCCUGCUGUUCUCCAUUUGGCAGUCUAGAUCCUAAGGCACUGUCCUCUCCAGUACAGUCGUACCUUGGAUCCCAAACGCCUUGGUACUCAGACGUUUUGGCUCCCAAAUGCCACAAACCCGGAAGUGACUGUUCGGUUUGUGAACGUUCUUUGGAAGCCGAAUUUCUGACGCGGUUUCCGCGGCUUUUGAUUGGCUGCAGGAGCUUCCUGCAGCCAAUCAGAAGCGGCAGUUUGGUUUCUAAACAUUUGGGAGGUCGAACGGACUUCUGGAACGGAUUCCACUCGACUUCCGAGGUACGACUGUAAAGGUAAAGGGUAAAGGGACCCCUGACCAUUAGGUCCAGUCGUGGCCAACUCUGGGGUUGCGGCGCUCAUCUCGCUUUAUUGGCCAAGGGAGCCGGUGUACAGCUUCCGGGUCAUGUGGCCAGCAUGACUAAGCUGCUUCUGGCGAACCAGAGCAGCACACGGAAACGCCGUUUACCUUCCCUCCGGAGUGGUACCUAUUUAUCUACUUGCACUUUGACGUGCUUUCAAACUGCUAGGUUGGCAGGAGCAGGGACCGAGCAACGGGAGCUCACCCCGUCGCGGGGAUUCAAAUCGCCAACCUUCUGAUCGGCAAGUCCUAGGCUCUGUGCUUUAACCCACAGUGCCACUCGCGUCCCUCUGUAGUUAUCCCCAAAGCCUUACACCGUGCAUGCCCUUCUCCUCCAGAAUGCACUAUGGCAUUCUGGAAUUGCAAUCCAAGUGUGCAAAGGCUUUUUCCCGCAAUCUUCUAUCAUGUGCCAGAAGCACAGUGGGGAAUUGUCAUGCAUCAAGGCAACAUUCCUUUGCAUGAGAGAGGACUCACCAUAAUUUGUAGGGCUUCAGACUGUCCAGCCUGAUUUUCUGGAUCACGAUGAUAGCUAGUUCAAGGUUGUGGUGGUGUUUCAAACAGCUCGUUUGCAGAGCUUCUGUACUUUUUAUCAGUGUGAAGCAUAUCUUAAUGUCAUCAUCAUUUUGCUAGAGCUCUAAUUCUUAUUCCCUAUUCAUACGAUUUUGUUUUCUGUUUCUUGAAGAACUCAGUCAAGAUGUUGCUUCCAAAGGCCUCGGUUUGGUGUAUGAGCUUGGGAGUGAGCAAGACCAGCAGGAGCUGGUUACUACUCUUGUGGAAACUCUUAUGACUGGGAGAAGGUACUUGUUUGCACCUCGUUGUGUGUGGGAUCCGUGUCAGAGAAGAGGAGAGUGUGGUUUAAGAGACAAAGCUUUGAAAAUAAGGGACUUAAAUAUAAAGAGUGGUAUUCCAGUAAGUUUUACUUAGAGUAAGACCCAUUGAAAUUAAAUAACUUGAUUAAGUUAGGUCCAUUAAUUUCAAAAGGAUUACACUGAGUAAAACAUGGUUGAAUACCAGCCACAGAUAGGGUGCUAGCUGGUGUUUUUGAAAGGAAGACCUGAAGCCCCUUUGCCUACAUUUGCUGUAUUUGCUAAAGGGAGGGCACCAUUUGUGAAUCAUGAGUGUGAAAUAUUUCACUUAAACUCCCGGGUAUGUUUGGGACAUGCUGGUUAUCCACCAUACGCUUAUUAGAGACUGCAAUUUGGAUUGAAUGUGGGCUUCCUUGGUGUAAAACCUUUUUGCACGGUGGCCCAAUCCUAAAUGUGAAAAUUCUGGUCUGGGUAUAGAGGUCAGGACUGAAUGACCUUGUAGCUCCCUCUAUCCAGGCAGUGGCGUGAUUAUGAGCUCAUUUAUAACAUUUGUACAAGUUGGUGUAUUCAAUGUACAUGCUGCAGACCCAAGUCUUAUCAGAAUAACUAAAAUACCGCCAAUCAUGUGGGGCAGAAUUCAGAUAAUAAUAAUAAUAAUAAUAAUAAUAAUAAUAAUAAUUUGUAUCCCGGCCGAAGCCGGGCUCAGAACAGCCAACAUCAUAAAAACAAUAUGCAUAAAACAGACAUCAAUUAAUUAAAAUACAUCUUAAAAUUAAUUCAGACAAGUUAAAAUCUAGGCAGGUGGCAAUUAUCAGGUUGGAAUUGAGAGUGGUUGAUACUUGCCAAGGCCAACUCUUUCCACUGAUCAUACAAGGACCUGUGAGCAGGUUGGGUGGGUUGUCGGACGAACAGACUUUCAAGCAUUUUCAAAACUGUCUUGUGCACACAAUCUGAUACAUGAGAGAGGGGACUCACAGAUGCAGGGUGCAUUAGUUUUUUAUCCUCAUCUUCCUUCCUCACUUUGACAGGUGGGUGCACCACUUCACUCUGCCUGACAGGUGAAAGUGAAGUGGGAGUCCUUGAAAGCGAAUGUGAUCUAUUGUCCAUUACACAUGCCCGCUUUCAUGAUAGGUUCUUUUGUAUGCUCAGAGCUGGUACUGUUUUGCUGGUACCAAGAGUCCUAUGUAGUUCGUAGCCCUGUUCAGGUUUUCUAAGCAGCUCACAUAACGGGGGUGUUCAUGGACAGGUACACAGUCCCUGCCCUUGCUAUUGCACAUCAUCCUCCACAAGUAGGAAGAAUAACUUCUGAAGCAGUGAGUUUUUAACCACGCAAGCUUCCCGUGGAAUUUGGAACCUUGGAAAAUCAGGUUCUAAAUCAGGUGGGGGAUUUGCACGUGUUGAGAAGACGCGCCCCCCCACUGCCAAAGUGACCCCCCUACUUUAUGGAGAGCGAUGGGAAUGGGAGCGGAAGAGCUGAUGUGCUCACUCCUACUUGCUUCGUCAUCACGUGAUGGAUUUCAAACACUUGAAUAGUUCUCUUAUCUUUUAAGGGUUUGGUUUUUUUUAGAACUAUAAAAGCAUCCUUUUUUCCCAGAGCCAGGCAUGAAGUGACUGGGGAGACGGUGAUGUUCCAGGGAUCAGGCCUCGGCAAGACUCCAGAUGGGUAAGCUCAUUGACUAAUGGUAAUGUUUGGACUCUGAAAAAGGCUUCCUUGGGUGUGCCCCCCCCCCCCGCUUUUUUCUCUAGAACAUGGGCAGGCAAACAAAGGCCCAGGGGCCCGAUCCGGCCCAUCGCCUUCUAAAUCCGGCCCACGGAUGGUCCGGGAAUCAGCAUGUUUUUACAUGAGUAGAAUGUGUCCUUUUAUUUAAAAUGCAUCUCUGAGUUAUUUGUGGGGCUUGCCUGGGUGUUCUUACAUGAGUAGAAUGUGUGCUUUUAUUUAACAAGCAUCUCUGGGUUAUUUGUGGGGCAUAGGAAUUCGUUCAUUCCCCCCCAAUAUAUAGUCCGGCCCCCCACAAGGUCUGAGGGACAGUGGACUGGCCCCCUGCUGAAAAAGUUUGCUGACUCCUGCUCUAGGACUAUGAAUACACUAAAUCUGAAGGUGUUGGUGUCCUCAUUCAGUUUUAUCGGGAAGUUUUCCCAUUUAAGAGUUUUGAAAAAGUACUCUGCUGUCCAAUAGCUGUUAUUUAAAUCGACCCCAGAAUGCAACUUUGACAAUAUAAAAGUCCCAUUUCCUUGUAAUUUUUCCUAGUGGAGGGUUUUUUGUUUUUUUUUUAAAAGCGGCAUUAAUUUUUCAUUCCUGUUUUCCCAAGCCAGGGUCUUUCUACUUACCAGGAGCUUUGUUCGCUCGCUAGCGACCUCAACCAGCCGGACUUGGUGUACAAGUUCAUGAAUUUGGCCAAUCACCAUGCAAUGUGGAACUCUCGGAAGGUAAUUGCAUUUAAGACUACUCAAAGUCUGAAUGGUGGAACAGAACAAAAGAAAAGCCUGUAAUAAGGUGCACAUUCCGGGUCACGUUGUAGGAAGUUGUUCCCCUUUUUUGAACUGUGACCUGAAACCCAGCAUUGUAGAAUCUUAAAAAAAUUAGAAGGGAUAAGAACAUAAGAAGACUUUCUGCUGGAUUAGACUAGUAGCUCUUCUAGCCCAGAAUCCGGUUCUCAGCAGCCAACCAGGUGCCUAUGGGAAGCUCAAAAGCAGGACAAGGGCUCAGAAUAUAGGGAUCAUUGGUUCUUGCAACCACCGAUAAAAACUUUGCCACUGCUAAUGUUCUAGUGUUUGUCCAGUCUUCCAGUAGGAACCUGACAUAGUGAGCCUCUGAUUUUCCUGGGAAAGGUACCAGCAAGGGUAGUAUCAGUUCAGCCCUGGCUUGCUCAUAUUUUGCACAGUGCAACAAAAUAUGUUUUAUGGAAUCAAUGUCUUCAGCACAUGAGCAAAGUCUGUCCUGGUAGGGAACUCCUCUCAACCUGCCAUCCAACACUGCAGAAGGAAAGACGUUUAGACUUUCGACUGACUUCAGGUCCAGUGUUGGACCAUUUCGAUCGGAUACUCCCUACUGAUGUGGAUAGAUUCCUCCAAGUUGGUAGGCCCACCACCUGCCUCCUUGAUCCGUGCCCGUCUUGGCUGAUUAGGGAGUGUCCAGAUGUUGCACGGACCCCCCUGGUUGAAAUUAUCAAUUUGUCGCUUGACACGGGGACAUUCCCAGGGGAACUGAAGGAAGCAGUGGUGUGUCCACUCUUAAAGAAAACUUCAUUAGAUCCCUUAGACCUAUCCAAUUACUGCCCAGUUUCAAAUCUUCCAUACCUGGGUAAGGUAAUUGAGAGAGCGGUUGCUGAACAGCUUGGUAGGUUUCUGGAGGAAACAUCGGCAUUAGAACCAUUUCAGUCCGGUUUCCGUCCUGGUUUUCGGACGGAGACGGCUCUGGUUGCCCUAACAGAUGAUCUCCGUAGACAACUGGAUCGAGGCGGGUCAGGACUGCUGAUCCUUUUAGAUUUGUCAGCAGCCUUUGACAUGGUCGAUCAUGAUCUUCUGGACCACCGCCUCGCAGACGUGGGGAUACAGGGCAUAGCCCGUAACUGGUUGUGCUCUUUUAUCUCUGGUCGGGGACAGAGGGUGGCACUAGGGAGGGAAAUGUCGUCGCGCUACUCCUUGGUGUGUGGAGUGUGCAGGGCGCAAUUUUCUCCCUGAUGCUUUUUAACAGCUUUAUGCGCCCCCUUGCCCAGAUUAUCCAGAGCUUUGGGCUGGGCUGUCACCAAUAUGCUGAUGACACUCAGCUCUAUCUGCUGAUGGAUGGCCACACCGACUCGGCCCCGAACACACUGACCAGAUGCUUGGAAGCUGUGGCUGGAUGGUUUCAUGGGAGCCGAUUGAAACUAAAUCCUUCGAAGACAGAGGUCCUAUGGCUAGGUCGGGAUGGCAUGGGGAUGAGGGACCAACUCCCUUCUCUUGCGGGGGGCCCAAUUAGUGCCAUUGCCUUCCGUUAAGAGUUUGGGUGUAAUCCUUGACGCCUCCCUUUCCAUGGAGGCGCAAGUUACAGCAACAGCCAAGGCGACAUUUUUCCACCCUCGUCGCAUCAAGCAGUUGGUCCCUUACCUUUCCCGCCCUGACCUGGCCACAGUGAUCCAUGCGACGGUCAUCUCCAGGCUUGACUACUGUAAUUCGCUCUAUGCGGGGCUGCCCUUGAAGCUGUCCCAGAAACUCCAGUGGGUACAGAAUGCUGCAGUGAGGCUCCUCACGGGGUCUCUGCCAUGGGAGCAUAUUCACCCAGUGCUUUUCAAGCUGCACUGGCUCCCGGUGGAGUACAGGGUCAGAUUUAAGGUGCUGCUUUUGACCUUUAAAGCCCUUCACGGCCUAGGACUCUCGUACCUACGGGACCGCCUCUUCUGGUAUGCCCCACGGAGAGCCUCAAGGUCCAUAAAUAACAAUACCCUAGUGGUCCCAGGCCCUAAGGAAGUUAGAUUGGCUUCAACCAGAGCCAGGGCCUUUUCAACUCUGGCUCCGGCCUGGUGGAAUGCUCUGCCUCACGAGACCAGGGCCCUGCAGGAUCUGAUUUCUUUCCGCAGGGCCUGUAAGACAGAGUUGUUCUGCCUGGCCUUUGGCUUGGAGCCAGUUUGAUUCCCUCCCUCCCUCCCUCUCUUUCUUUUUUCUUUUCCUUCUCCUCCUGUGAUGAGGCUACAUUUUAAUAUUUUAAUGUUCCAUUAUUUUAAUGUUGUAUUUUAUUUUUGUUUUUAAGUUGUAAUCAUUCAUCUUGUUUUUAUUAUUGCUUGUAAGCUGCUCUGAGCCUGGCCUUGGCUGGGGAGGGCGGGGUAUAAAUUAUUAUUAUUAUUAUUAUUAUUAUAAUAGUCUGGCUUUGGUGAAAAGCCUUCGAUAGUUUGGUACUGUCAGGUUUUAAAUGUAAGAUGUUAACUUUAUAUAAAUAUUUUCAGUAAUUCAUUUUUAAUUUAAAGAAAAUUAAAAAUGAAACAUAAAAUAAAUACUAUUUAAUACUGGCCUCAGCCCAGUAUACCUGAAGGAGCGUCUCCACCCCCAUCGUUCUGCUCGGACGCUGAGGUCCAGCGCCGAGGGCCUUCUGGUGGUUCCCUCCCUGCGAGAAGUGAGGCUACACGGAACCAGGCAGAGGGCCUUCUCGGUGGUGGCACCUGCUCUGUGGAACGUCCUCCCUUCAGAUUUCAAGGAAAUAAACAACUAUCUGACUUUUAGAAGACAUCAGAAGGCAGCCCUGUUUAGGGAAGUUUUUAAUGUUUGAUGUUUUAUUGUGUUUUUAAUAUUCUGUUGGGAGCCGGCCAGAGUGGCUGGGGCAAUGCAGUCAGAUGGGUGGGGAGCAACAUAAAAAUUACAAUUGGUCGUAGCAUUAGUAUUAUUAAGAUGGAGGUAUUUAAGUUAUUGGCUUUAACCGUAUUUUUUUUGUUUUCUCAGGGAGCUGCUUUUGGUUUUAAUGUGAUCGCAACCAAAGCUGGGGAACAGCUCGCCCCUUUUCUCCCCCAGCUUCUUCCUCGUCUUUAUCGUUACCAGUUUGACCCCAAUCUAGGGAUCCGGCAGGCUAUGACGAGCAUUUGGAAUGCGCUUGUGACAGACAAAUCUGCAGUAAGUAAUGGAAAGCCAUUCUCUAUCCCUUCUUUUUGUGAUGGUUCUGGCAACUCAUCACAUGUAAAAGAGUUUUAGCUAGCUGGAUAUUCUUUUAAAUGGGCAAGACACUAAGAAAAUAGUCCGUGACGAGAUCAGAUAAGGCACACUUUGCUAGAUGCGUGCGUACACACGCAUACUGUGCAUAGUACAGGAAAAAGCAUUUCUGGAUACAGUGGUACCUCGGGUUACAUACGCUUCAGGUUACAUACACUUCAGGUUACAGAGUCCGCUAACCCAGAAAUAGUACCUCAGGUUAAGAACUUUGCUUCAAGAUGAGAACAGAAAUCGUGCUCCAGCGGCAUGGUGGUAGCGGGAGGCCCCAUUAGCUAAAGUGGUGCUUCAGGUUAAGAACAGUUUCAGGUUAAGAACGGACCUCCGGAACGAAUUAAGUACUUAACCCGAGGUACCACUGUGUAGGGAAGCUGUUAAUGUUUACAGUUCAUUUUCAUUUGAUCAGGUGGACAAAUAUAUGAAAGAAAUCCUUGAUGAUUUAAUAAGCAACUUGACCAGUAACAUGUGGCGGAUCCGAGAGUCCAGGUAUGUCUUUCUGAAACCAUUUGUCUGCCAUGUAAAUAAAAAGUUUGGUGCUUUUGGAAGGUUCAGGGCUCGACUUGUAGAUUUCCAGCAUUGGAUGAUUUAUUUGUUUUUUAAACUCUGAGCAACAGGCAGGAGGAAUAAAGGAAUUUGCUGUUAAAUUUGCAUCACUCAUAAGCACCACAUAAGCACCUGCUAUCCUAAAGCCUCUUUUUGUAGAGGGAAGGGAGUUUUAAAAUAGGAAUGAAAUAUAUUUGAAGAGAUUUGGGGGGCUAGAUGAGAUUUUUUCCCCAAUGAAAUUAAGAGGUCUUUUCCUCAUAGGCAUUACUGUUUGGAAAAUGAUCCUUCUAAGUUUUCUUUCUUUCUUAAUAUUAUUGGUUUUGAGAAACUUGGUGUUAAUAAAGUAUAAUGACUAAGCUCUUGCCAUAGCUGUCUAGCAUUGAAUGAUUUGCUAAGAGGAAGACCCUUGGACGACAUUAUUCAUAAACUUCCAGAAAUAUGGGAAACUCUCUUUAGAGUGCAAGAUGACAUAAAGGUACUAAAGCUUUUUACGUGUCUAGUAUAAAUUGUUCCAUUUCUACAGGACAUAAAAACAGGCUUUCACAAACAGUUUGCUCGUAAGGACUUGGACGUUUCCUUUUUCCAACUGGAAUCACUGGGAGAAUUCCAGCUGGUUCUUGGUGUCAGUCAAGCUCAGAUCCGCUGUUAGAAUUUGCUUUUCCCCAAAUAUAGUGUGAUGUUGCGUAGAAGACCUGUUCCUCCACUCCACAGCGAGCGCAAAUUUUGGGUGAUUUUCAAGGCCUAUGAAACAAAAACCACAAAGAAUCUUAAUAAAAGCAACACUUUUCAGGGAUAUUUACUGCACAUACUAUUUCUAGUUAUCUGAGGAUACAGUUUUGAGGGUACAACGUAUCAGAGCUUACGUCUUAACUUUUGAAGCAUCUUCGUAUUAUUGGUAAACAGGGCUUGUCUCCAAUUACAUUCAUUAAUUUUUUUAAGUUUGGUAGAUCCAGGGUCAAGCUACCCUGGACAGAUUAAGUGAGAAGAUCAGAAGGCGUUCUCAGUAGUGGCACCCACCCUGUGGAAUGCCCUCCCAUCAGAUGUUAAGGAGAUGAGUAUUAUAUAACAUUUAGGAAACUCCUGAAGGCAGCCCUGUAUAGGGAAGCCUUUUAAGGUUUAAUGUUUUGCUAUGUUUUUAUAUAUACUGGAAGCCUCCCAGAGUGGCUGGGGCAAACCAGUCAGAUGUGCGGGGUACAAAUGAUAAAUUAUUAUUUUUAUUUUGAUCUCUGUAUUUUUAAUUUUGUACAUUAAUAAGGGUGGUAUCAUCAAACGUAAUCAGUUGUGGCAAUAUAGCAGGGAGGGGGCUUAAACCUUUCCAUCCUGUUUUAAAUUCCCCUCACCCCAGGUUGCCAUUGGAACCAGAGGCCUGUAAUUUUUCCACUGUGAAGCUUAACAGCUUGCAGCAUCCCCUUCCUUCCCCGCUCCUCCCCUCUCCACCACAGUUAGUCUUGCAAAGAGUAUAAAGGGCAUUCUGCUGGAGGCAAUGCGAUCUUCUUUCAAGCCUAGUUGUGAUGGUGGUUACAGCUGGGACAGAAAUGAUCUUGGCAUGUACAGUGACACUCGCCUCUUCCAGGCCAAAAAACACUUUUGCUCACUGUAAUUAAGCUGGGGUGGGGAGCAUAUUGGCUUGAGUAUACAAUUUGCCCCCUAUUAGCCUAAUGGUUGCUGUAGGGCAGGAUGUGAUUUUCCUGGAAAGGGAAGAGUUAAGACUUCCUCCCUAGGUUCUUGGGAGACCAGGAUAAUCAUUCCCCUCUAGCAUUUAGGCUUGCAAAACAGCCAGAUUUCUUUUUCAAGCCGAAGUGCUGGAGUGAGCCGGAGAAGAUUGUGGGUGGGUGGGGGGUUGUGUGGGGGGCCACACCCCCUUUCCCUUGCUGCUGAUACGUGAUGCCCAGAGAGUUGACCAAGAGGAAAUGUGACACUCGCCCCCCCCCCAAAGGUUCUUCACUCCUGCCCUACUGAAUCUCACUAAGUUUUGUACUCAUACCAUAGAUGGUUAGUGAGCUUGAUCCUGUAGUGUGCCUGUGUCUUACCUGUCUGUGCUGUGUGCAGCAGAGUUGUUACCGUAUUUUUCGCUCUAUAAGACGCACUUUUCCCUCCUAAAAAGUAAGGGCAAGUGUGUGUGUGCCUUAUGGAGCGAAUGCAGGCUGCGCAGCUUUCGCUGAAGCCAGGAGAGCAAGAGAUAUCAGUGCGCAUCGAUCCCUCUUGCUCUCCUGGCUUCACUUCGCUGGAGAGGCGCUGCGCAGCUUUCCCUCUUGGCGCAGCGCCCCUUAAGCGAAGUGGGAGGAGAAAUGGAAGGGGCUCCAUUUCUCCUCCUGCUUCCGUUUCUCCUCCCGCUUUGCUGUAGAGGCGCUGAGCAAAGAGGGAGGGAAUAUUUUUUUCUUGUUCCCCUCUAAAACUAGGUGCAUCUUAUGGUCGGGUGCAUCUUAUAGAGCGAAAAAUACGGUAACACCUGAACUCUACAUGCAAGCCCUUAUUUUUGCCCUAUGGGGCAUCUCCCAUACUGAUUCAGGUAAUACGGUUCCCAAAAUGAGCAACUCAAGUUAGGACAAAAACAUCAGGAUGAAAUCCCUCUGUGGUUCAUAGUGACUUAAAUUACAUUGAACAGCUUAAAAUCAAAAACUUUCCCCCCUACCCCCCCUUAUGUUUUCUUUUGCAGGAAUCUGUACGGAAGGCAGCAGAGUUAGCCCUGAAAACAUUAAGUAAGGUAAAUUUUCAUUGAAUCUGCAUGGACCAAAGCCAUUCCACUGACCUGCAGAAUUUCCCCUCCCAUCACAACCUGACCCCAUGUAUUCUUGGUUGAGGCUUCUUAACAUUCAUCACAGCAACACACAUGUUCAUUCAAGGGGCAGAGCUUGCGGAGGGUUAUACUGGAGUGUCUUCUUUUUAUUUUGAGGUGUGUGUGAAGAUGUGCGACCCGUCCAAAGGAGCAGCAGGCCAGAGAACAAUAGCUGUCCUGUUGCCAUGCCUGCUUGAUAAAGGAAUGAUGAAUACUGUGACUGAAGUGCGGACUCUCAGGUGCGUUCUCACAUUUUCCCAUUCUCCCCAAUUGAAUACCUUGAGUAUAUUCAGCCAAAGAAUCUUACUUCUGGCCUCCAUAUGUUCUUAACUGAGAUGAAAUGGACAACUCCAUCUAUUGAUAUACUUGGGGGAAGACAUUUCUGCACUGUUGUUGUUGGCAUCUGUCUGUCUCAGGAGACAGUGGAAGAGUAUGCCUUUGGGGGUAUGCCUUUUCUUUCAUCCUUAUUCUCUGUACCUUUUGCUAUAGCAUUAACACCUUGGUGAAGAUCAGUAAAAGUGCCGGGGCCAUGCUCAAGCCACAUGCACCCAAGCUCAUCCCAGCUUUGUUGGAGUCUCUGAGUGUGCUGGAACCCCAGGUCCUCAAUUACUUGAGUCUUCGUGCUACGGAGCAGGAAAAGGUACCGUAUUUUUCGCUCUAUAACACGCACCUGACCAUAACACGCACAUAGUUUUUAGAGGUGGAAAACAAGAAAAAAAAAUUCUGAAUGAAACAGUGGAUGUGGCCACAGUCAUGUGAUUUGAUGGUGAGUUUGGGGUAGCCCAAUGCAAAAAUCCUGAGAAUCCAUGUGGAUCUGUGCUUUGUAACCAUGUUUUUGCACCGUUGUGGCCCCAGGCAACAGCGGGUGCGUGGGUUUUUUUGGUGCAGGCUGUAGCCAUGGACAUGCUAUGUGAUCUGAUGGUGAAUUUGGGGUGACCCAAUGCAAAGAUCCUGAGGAUCCAUGUGGAUCCGUGCUUUGUAACCACGUUUUUGCACCAUUGCAGCCCCAGGCAACAGUGGGUGCGUGAUUUUUUGGGGGCAGGCUGUAGCCAUGGACAUGUAAUGUGAUCUGAUGGUGAAUUUGGGGUGACCCAAUGCAAAGAUCCCAAGGAUCCAUGUGGAUCCGUGCUUUGUAACCACGUUUUAAGUGGGGAGGGAAAGAAAAACACAGAAGGGACAAGGAACACGAGAGGGGUGUGCGGAGAAGCAAAUACACAUAUAUAAGCAAAUGGACAUCAGUGUUUAUGUGUUAAAAGCUUUUGCGGCUAUGGAGGAAUGAGAUGGUGGAUUUAAUGGAAUUAAACAUUGUAAUGCAUUUUAUUUUUAAAAUGCCACUUUUAUUUGAAAGGAUAUUGAACCUGUGCCUCUCCCAGGUGUUGCAGGACUACAAUUCCUAUCAUCCCUCACCAUUGGGCAUGCUCGCUGGGUCUGAUGGGAGUUCAACAUCUGGAGGACCACAGGUUCCCCACCCCAAGUUAAAAUAUAAAUCUCAGGUUAACUAAACAAGUGAAAUCUUGAGUACAGUCAAAUCCUCCUCCUGCUCAUGGGACUUUUGUUCCUCUGACUCUCCAGACGCUUUUAAUAUUACCCUUCUUGCUUCUUGCUUGGUAACCAUAUACACCUUCUGUUUUCUCUUGCUGCUUUCCUAACUUCAGAUUCUGGUUAUACACAUUUUUCCCCCCUCUGUGUCCUUCAGGCGGCAAUGGAUAGCGCAAGACUCAGUGCUGCUAAAUCCUCCCCCAUGAUGGAGACCAUCAACAUGGUAGGUAACUCAUGUUCACUUAAGAAUCAUAGAAUCUUAGAGUUGCAAAGGACCCUGAAGGUCAUCUCUUCCAACCCCCAGACAAUGCAGGAAUCUUGAUCUGAUCAAAUAUGACAGAUGGCCCUCCAACCUCUGGUUUCAAACCUCCCAAGGAAGGAGAGCCCACCACCACUUGUGGGAGUCUGUUCCACUGUUGGAACAACUCUUACUGCCAGAAAAAUCUUCCUGAUGUUUAGUCAGAGUUACCUUUCCUGUAACGAAUCCAUCAGUUCAGGCCCUAGCCUCUGGAGCAGGAGAAAAUAAGAUUGCUCCAUCCUCUAUGUGGUGGCCCUUUAGAUGUUUGAAGAGGGCUAUCAUAUCUCCUCUGUACCAGGCUAAACAUACCCAGUUCUCUCAGCUUAUAAAACUUGGUUUCCAGGCCCUUGAUCAUCUGAGUCUCCCUCCUUAGCACACAGCUCUCCCUUUCCUAUUCUGCAGGUGAUCAGUUAUCAGCCGGGUUGCCCGUCGCAGGUAUAGCACAGCACAACUAGAUUGUCCCUAAGCCUUCUGGUGAUGCGCUAGCAAGUAGCUUAUGAACAGCAUUUUUUAAUAAUGGCACCAGCAUUCUUUACUAAUGGCUCCAGUCUUGUCAGUCUUUUGAUUUUCACCUUUUUAUUUUUACUUUCUAUAGUGCUUACAGUAUUUGGAUGUUUCUGUUCUGGGUGAAUUGGUUCCCAGGCUGUGCGAACUGACUAGAAGUGGACUAGGCAUCGGCACCAAGGUAUAAUUAUUUCUCUAGGAGGGUGUUUUGCAAGGAGGACAGAGAUGGAAAACACAGACUAAAUGGCCAGGAAGAUAUGUAUUGUGCCUGCCAUAUAUCUCUGUGACCGUUUGAUCUUAAGAUGCGAUAAUGAGCUGAGCCCUGAGGUGGGGCAGCAACUGUCGAUGUGAAGAAAGGCACAUGGACAUGUGUACACGUGUGUGUGUGUGUGUGUGUGUGUGUGUGUGUAUGUGUGUGUGUGUGAGAGAGAGAGAGAGUGCAAUCCAACCCCUCCAUUGUGCAUAGAUUCUCCAAAGUUUCAGGUACCUUGGGUGAAUAUAGGAACUGCAAGUACCAUUAGAAUGAAUGACUGUCCGCCCAAUCCUAUGCAUAUUUACCGUAUUUUUUGCUCUAUAAGACUCAUUUUUUCCCUCCUAAAAAGUAAGGGGAAAUGUGUGUGCGUCUUAUGAAGCGAAUGAAGGCUGCACAGCUAUCCAAGAAGCCAGAACAGCAAGAGGGAUCGCUGCUUUCACUGCGCAGCGAUCCCUCUUGCUGUUCUGGCUUCUGAGAUUCAGAAUUAUUUUUUUCUUGUUUUCCUCCUCCAAAAACUAGGUGCGUCUUGUGGUCUGGUGCGUCUUAUAGAGCGAAAAAUACGGUAUUUCAAAAUAUAUGUUCCGAUGAAUUCAGUGGGUCUUAUUUCCAAGCAAUUUAUUUAUUUCUUUAACAACAUUUUGCAUAAAUAAGUUAAUAAAGUAAACUGUAAACUGUAAAGUAACUGUAAACAAGUUAAUAAAGAAUAUAAUAUGUGCGUUAAAAUUGUCGAUGAAAAUUGGCUUCAAACCAAGUUUUUUAAAAAGCAAAAUGAAUGAAACCCAACAGUCAAAAGUAUGCUUUCUAAGCUGAAGGUAAAUAUUAAAAUGCACAUCAGCUUCCCAUGACUGGUACAUGUGCAUAGGCUUGUAACCUGUAUCUCACCCAGCAGAGUAAGAUCAUAACUGGAUUUUGCUUUUCAAUCUUUUCAGGGCGGUUGUGCUAGUGUAAUUGUAUCACUGACCACUCAGUGUCCUCAAGACUUGACACCGUAUUCAGGUGGGUGUGCCCCCCCCCCCCGCUUACAUUUUGGUUGUUUUUUGUAUUCCUUUGUUUCUUAACGAGAAGCACAUUUCCUAAUUAUAGACACAUUAGUCAUCUGUGCUUGAAUAAUCUGGUUUUAACAAAGAUGGCGUUUAGGUUGGGAUAGUGGGCAGCUCUGCUGCUACCUGAAAGGUAUGGUAGCUUGACUGUCACAUUGGUAUCAGGUGUCUUGACUGUUUCACUGCGUUCCUGGGAGAUGUGAACCUUGAGUGCUGUAGUCUCUAAUCUGUCCUCCUUCAGCAGUGUUAAUAACAAGAGAGGCUUUGUCACAGCCUUUCCCUAAAUCUUGUGCGUGUGCCAAGGGAGAUGGCAGUGAGCAGCUGAGAUUCCUGAAGGGAGGGCUCUGCUGUAGCCUCAGUUGUUUUGCAUUGUGUGAAAUGGGAUUAAAGCAGGGGUCGGCAACCUAAGGCCCAUGCGCCACAAGUGGCCCACGGGGGGGUCGUUUAACCGGCCCAUGAGCCGCUCCCGAACGAAGCCGCCCGCUCAGCGAGUCCCUGCGCGCUGUGCUAUACCAGUGCGGUGUGGAGACUUUCUUUUGCUGUCCGGAAAGUCGCAUCUGCACAGAUGCAGACGCCGAAAUUGCAGGCAUGUGCGUGAUCCAGCACACAGAGGAAUCUCCGCUGGAGUGAACUGGCCCAGGCAAGGUCAACCUUGCCAACACCUGGAUUAAAGAGCCCUUUUGCCUGGGCUGCAGUUUAUGUGGGACUGACUCAGUGAACAGAGAGUCAUCCUGGCCUUUCAGUCCUUCCCCAUAUUAAAAACAUCACUGCAAACAAAUAAAAAUUAUUUAAAAAUAAAUCACUGAAAACGAAUGGUGUAAAAGUGUGAUUGGGGAAAGGGAUGCUUCUAUAAUAUAGAACUAGCCAGCUCUUGUUUCUGCUUUGUGUGUUUUUAUAUUGAAGCAUUUUAAAUAAAAAGCAGUAAGCACUCUGUGGAUUAGCCUAAUGUAGGGACAGGGAAUUUUUUGGGCUGCGUAAACCAGAUCUUUACCUGGCCCCCACCCCAGUGGGCCGACUUUGGCAGCUGGGUGGCACAACCCAGCUGUCAAUCACAAGGUGCCAUUAUGACAUCACACGAUCGGCAGGUGUCAGUCUCACCAACCGGUCAGUCCUUGAUGCGGAGCUGAUGGGAAGCGCCAAGCAUUAAACUGGAAAAGUGCUUCUUUCACCUGCCUAUGAGCUGAUGCAGUGGGGAGAGGGAGGGAAGGAAGAAUGGAAGCUACUUCAGCUGACAGGCAGUUGGAGUGCACCUUGCUCCAGGCAAAGGAAUGAUCAGAAGCUCAAUUUAUUCCCUUGAUUCUUCCUGUGAAGCCAUAGCUGUACUUGGCAGACAUAUGAUGCCACAUAUGCAUUAGGAGUGGGGCAGAUGAGCAUGGUUUGCAGGGAAACGUGGGCCAAAUUGGCACUAUUGGUGGGCCCAGUUUGGCCUUCUGGCUGUAGAUUCCCCACCCCCUAACCCGAAGAGUGCUAUAUUUGGAAUAAUGGUAAUUUUAGCAAGGAAAGGGGCUAGCCCACAAAGAGCAUAGGCUUAAUUUAGGUUCUGGAACUCAGUUUGCCCCUUAAUUCAAAUGCAGAACUAAAACCGGUUGUCAAAGCUACCAUUUUGGCUCAUUUUCUUCUUCAUGCAGGCAAGCUCAUGAGCGCUUUGCUCAGUGGCCUAACUGAUCGAAACACCGUGGUGCAAAAAACUUUUGCCUUUGCCAUGGGACAUCUAGUCCGGGUGAGUGGAGCUUUGGUUCCUUCUCAGUUUUAUAUUUUAUUACUUCUGGGUUUUUUUGCGUUCAGAUGUUCCAAAAUGAUUUGAGCCUUUCUAAUUUUAUUUCAUUUAAAAAGACCUCACGGGACAGCAGCGCUGACAAAUUGCUGCAGAAGCUGAACAGUUGGUACAUGGAGAAAGAAGGUAUGUUUGUUUGUUUGUUUGUUUGUGUGCGUGCGUGCAUUUUAAACCUUGCCGUUUCAUGAGAUGAUAAAUACCAUGAGACAGGAAAAAAUAUGACUGUUCUAUAGCAUAAAGAUAAUGCUGGUAUUCCUUCUGACCCAUGCUCUGUGGGAGUCAUAAAGCCACGGUAAAGGCUUGUAAUAUUGCAGGGUGCCCCCUGACCUUGGCUGACCAGCACUCUGAGCUUUAUAAUGUAUUGGAAUGUAUUGACCUUAUACGGUGAAGGGGGCAAUAAAAGCCUUGACCGGAUGAGGUAACGUGAGACACUGGCAAACAGCCAUGCGGCUGGAGAGAGAGACAAAGGAGUAAUAAAAGUAACGGCAGGAGGAGAGGGAGGAAAAGGAGCUGCUCCUACCAUCAUGAAAAUAUUGCUGGCUCUCUGUGUCAUAAUUUUAUGCUAAACUUCGCCAUUUGUACGGCUGGCUCCGACAAGUGGUGCCCCGUGUGAGGCAGAAUAAAAGAAUACGUCUGAGGACUAAGAAAACCGUGUGAGGCAACUUAAAGAAAACAGUCUGAGGCAGACUGAGGAUUUUAAAAGGAAACCGUGUGAGGUUUAUCGAUCCUAGCAAAGGAUAUCAUCGGCUCACUACGCCCGGCCAGGGUUUCAAGCGCUAAUCAUCUUAAAAGAUCCCGGUGAGUUCCGAUCCCUUAUUUAUAUUGAUUUUAGAAAAAUGGGCAGCUCUUUGUCUGCUCCCCAACAGAAGUUUUUAAAAGACUUAAAAUUUCUCCUCUCCUCCAACAAAUUGGAAGUUCCGGAUGGUGAUUUGAUACAGCUCAUUCUGACUAUCAAAGAGCAUUCCCCCUGGUUUCCUGCAGAUGGGACUUGGGAAUUAAAACUUUGGGACAAGAUCGGGAACAUUUUCAUGGGCACCCCAGCAUAAGUGUUCGGAUUCUAAAUGCAUGGUGCAAGGUUCGUUACGCCAUGGACUCUUUAUCACCAAAAAAUAUCUCCAUGGCUGCAUUGCCAACACAACCUUCAGCUUCUUUAAUUCAGCCUGCUGUGUUAGAGACUGUUCCAAUACUCGUUUUGCCAGCAGAUCCAGACCCCAAACCUCCAGACUACAGUUCCUCACCUGAGGACCCAAUCCUGCAAAAAUACAGUGGUCUGGCUGGCAAUGAUCCUAAUCUUUCAGUGGCAGAACCAGCUACUCCUUUUCAACGUGCAGUCCUUGGCUGUUCCUUAAUUCAGGAUACUAUGGCAUUCCCUGUUAUUGUGCCCCCUGCUGGUGCCCCGGCAGGCACCCAAGCCCAACACCAACCUUUUGACUUUAAGAUUCUGAGAGAGCUGCAACAGUCAGUAAAGGCCAAUGGACUCCAAGCCCCAUAUAUGCAGGCGCUUUUAGAAGCCACAUUAGCCCAGCUCUUGGUUCCAGAGGACAUAAAGCUUUUGGCCCAUACAGUGUUGCCCCCAUCAGCUGGUGUUUUGUUUGCCCACGAAUGGGAAACUGCCUGCCGUGCAUAUGCUCCAGCCUUGUUACAACAAGUCAGAGGAAAUAAUCCAAAUGUUACCCUCGCAGACGUCUUAGAUGCCAUGUUGGGGCGUGGUUCCUUCGUUCAAGCUUCAGUGCAAGCCACACUGCUGCAAAUCUUAUUGAGGGACACUGCUCUUGCUGCUAAACAAGCAAUGAGAAAAAUCCCAGAACCCACCAGUAUUCAAUCAAGGUGGGGUUCAAUCAGGCAAGAGGCAAGAGAAUCAUAUUCUUCCUUUAUGGACAGGCUGCUUACAGCAGUGAGUCGCCAAAUUGAAAAUCCUGAAGCCAAACAAAUAAUUAUCAAACAAUUGGCCUUUGAAAAUGCCAAUGAGGAUUGUAAACUUGCGUUACAACCGAUAAUACACAAUCCUGCCACAGACACAGCAGCCAUGCUUCGCAUUUGUCAGUCUGUUGGAACAGCCAGCCACAAGGCUUAUCUGCUGGCAGCAGCGCUAAAUGAAAACCAGCCUGUAGCCACCGAUACAACUUAUUUCCAGUGUGGCAAACCAGGAUCACCGAUACCCCCGGGUGGGUAGAACAGUGGCCUCUACCAAAAGAAAAAUCCGCAGCAGCGGCACCAGCUAUUUCUGACCAGCUUAUUUCUGAACAAUUGACUGUUGGCCACAUUGAACCAUCUUCAUCCCACUGGCUCCAGCAGACAGGGAACGGUUUGCUUUUACAUUGCCAGCAUAUAACAAUUCGCAGCCCACCCAGCGAUAUCAGUGGGUUGUCCUGCCUCAAGGCAUGUGGAACUCCCCUACACUUUGUCAACAUUUUGUGGGUGAAGCAUUGAAACCUUUCCGCAUGCGCCACCUAGAGGUGCUGCACACGAGCUGCAUCUGGCAGUGUUUGCCUUCCUAACCAUUUGCCUUGCCAUCCUUUGCUGCACCGUUAUACAAGGAAGAGAAGCAGACGACCAGUCCAGUUGAAACCACCAUAUUUCACCUCAUCGGCUGGCAAGCAGCUGUCGUCAGCUUCCUACUCUGGCUGGCAGUAUCCACGGCUCAGCCACUUUUGAACUAGAAGAACAGCGUUGUUGAAUAAGACUUUUAGGGGAGAAAAUUAUCAUAAGAUAUGGAGGGAUGAUAUUUUGUACAAGAUAUGAUUAUGUUUGCCAGUUUAUUGCAUGCUUCUAAAUGUUGGGUGUGUAUGCCAGUCAUUCAGGCAAAAUGCUUCAUGGUGUGCCUGUCAAUGGAUCUUUUCAAUUUAUAUCCCCUAAGCAAACUUUUUGGCCUCCAGUACAAUUGACCCUCCAUGAGCCUCCCCCCAUUUAUUUUCAAAUUAAGGAGGGGAAAGAAUCAUGGGGCAUAUAUCCAAACUGUCAAUAUACAUUGAAUUUCACUUUUAAUAGUUCUUGUUCUCUUACAGGAAGCCUACCAUGCAGCUUGGAAUCAGAAUUCUUAUAUUCUUGGCUUCCGGAUUUUAGUGAUCAUUAUAGUAGUUAUUGAUUUUAGUGAUCAUUAUAGUAGUUAUUUGCAUUAUUUUGUGUUGCUGUAUCCAAUGUAUUCUUUCUAUAAUCUCUAUAUGUAUUGCAUGGUUCUCCAGUCCGCAGCCCGCUUCCGGUGUCACAAGAGUCGCUUAUCGCGCUCGAUAUCGCGUAUUGACUCUGAUAUAAAGUAAAGAAAGAGGGAAUGUGGGAGUCAUAAAGCCACGGUAAAGGCUUGUAAUAUUGCAGGGUGCCCCCUGACCUUGGCUGACCAGCACUCUGAGCUUUAUAAUGUAUUGGAAUGUAUUGACCUUAUACGGUGAAGGGGGCAAUAAAAGCCUUGACCGGAUGAGGUAACGUGAGACACUGGCAAACAGCCAUGCGGCUGGAGAGAGAGACAAAGGAGUAAUAAAAGUAACGGCAGGAGGAGAGGGAGGAAAAAGGAGCUGCUCCUACCAUCAUGAAAAUAUUGCUGGCUCUCUGUGUCAUAAUUUUAUGCUAAACUUCGCCAUUUGUACGGCUGGCUCCGACAAUGCUCCUAAAUCAUAAAAUGAAACAUGGAAGGAAUGUACCUUUCUCUGAUAAAUUCAGCAAAUGGUUGAUGCUAGUGCCUGUCUCUUCAUUGCUUCCAUGAUAUAUGUUUUUUUUAAAAUUAACUAGAAGUGCCAUGCAUCUACAUUAAUUUGUGCCCUUACCUAAGAGCAGACAACUCCUCUGUGAAUUGAAAGCCAGGUGGCCACACCUAUAACUUUGUUCUUUACUUCAGAACAAGUCUACAAAAUGGCCUGUGCGUUAACCAUCCAUGCCAUUGGGCGCUACAGCCCAGAUGUACUGAAGAAUCAAGCCAGACAUGUCUUGCCCCUGGCCUUCCUGGGCAUGCACGAGGUCCCCGAGGAAGAAAAAGGCGAGAAGGAAGAGGGCAACCUGUGGACUGAAGUCUGGCAGGAAAAUGUGCCUGGUAAGUUGAUCUAAUUAGUUGUAAUUGAAUACGUUUAACCCCCUUGAGCUGCUAUGAAUGAAACAGAAAGGGUGGGAUACAAAUCCGAAAGUGCAUACAUUAAUUUUAAUAGUGAAUGAACACAGUCCUCAGUUUUGGCCUCGGAGAAUUCCUAAGUCACAAGAUGUUUUCUCGGUAAAGAUUAGAGCAGUUCUCAUAAAGCUAACCUGGUUCUGCUGCUCUUUACUCACCCUGUGACUCUUGUGUGUGCUUUGAAACCUAGGUACCUACGGUGGCAUAAGGCUUUAUAUGGAGGAAUUGAUAGCAAUCACCCAGAAAGCUUUGCAGUCCCAAUCUUGGAAGAUGAAAGCUCAAGGAGCAGCCAGCAUGGCGUCCAUUGCAAAGCAAACUGGCUCCCUGGUCCCUCCGCACUUGGGCAUGGUGCUCUCUGCUCUGUUGCAAGGCCUGUCUGGGAGAACGUGGGCAGGGAAGGUAAGAAACACAUUUUAAGGGAGAAGGUGAUUAGCUCCAUACUUAAGUAGAUGGGAAUAAAAUACAUCACAAGCAUUUGUAUCUUCUUCUUCCUUUUGCAUGGAUGCCUCUAUUUGGAUAUUGCUGUCAAGCAAAGAAAAAUUCUGAUCUAUAACGUGAAACUGGGUGGGGCCUGAAUAUUGUUAGAGCUCAAUCUUGCUUUGGCAAAUCUUUUCUCUCUCUCUCUCUCCCUUGCUCUCUCCUCCCUGCUUUUUGCUGCUGCUGUUGACAGCCAGGUGUUGGUGUAUGAAAUGUACAAAUCUGGUUGGCUACAAAGGAUAAUUAUUGGGUGAUGUGAGGGGGAGGCAUUUUAAAAGUGCUUUGUAGCUAGGGCAUGAAUGAAUUAGUAUUUUUGUGGGCUGUAUCACUUUUGCAUAUGUUCACCUGUCUUUUUUCCAUAUUAAUAUUUAAUUUUUUUAUUUAAAAAACUCCCACAUGAAAAGUUGCAUUUAAAUACGUAUUUCUGAGCUUAUUUUAUCUCAAGAUAGGUAUUUCUAAAGAUAAGUUUUUCAGCUGAGGCAUGUUUGAACAUUCAAAGCAAGAAGCUAAGUUCUGAUCUGCAUGUUAGUUGAGGAGGUGCUGAUUAGGCCAGUCAGUUGGUAUUGGAAUUUCUUAAAGAUGGGCUUGCUCAAGCUUUGCUACUCAUAACGUUGUUCUGGAAACAGUGGUCCCUGGACCCUGUACUUGCCCAUAGAACCAUAUUUCAUGGCUUACAAAGAACCGUUGACAAGCAAAAUAAUCUUGAGGCUCAAGACAGCCAGUAUCCUUUUCUUUUAUAUUUUUAAUGAUAUGGCUUGGUGGCCCAGUGUUAAAAUGUGUUGGAAACUAUGUUACUAUUAUAUGGAUCAUGGUAUUUGAAAGUCUCUGCAAUUUCUGCCCUAUCCAGAGUAGUUAAGAACUCCUAAGUAACCACUUUCCCUGUGCACUUCGGAAAUCCCAUGCUAAAAAUUCUUCCCAUUUCUUGUUUUGUGAUAACCCUUUUAGGAGGAGUUACUGAAAGCUACUGCCAGUGUUGUCUGUUCAUGCAGGUAAAAAAGUCCAUCUUUUACUGGUUCUGAGCUGUGAGCUUUAUAAAGGUUGGCACUAUUUAAUAAGGUGGGCAAACAGUGAGUGACCAAAUCUGCGUUUACUGUUGGUAUUUUCAGCACGGAGUUGCAGAAGUCUUUACCCAACCAGCCCAGCGUUGACGACAUCCUACAGGCCUUGCUGAAGGAGUGCCGGAAAGAGAACCUCAGGUACAAGAUUGUGGCUCUCCGGUGCACAGCUGAUGUGCUCAAGGCCACGCAGGAGAAUCGGUUCAAGGAGCUGACAGACAUCAUCUUUCCCAUAAUAAUGAAGGUGAACUUUCAGUCCAUGUUGCUUUUGAAUAGCCCACUAAGAAUGAAUAAUACCACCCUUUGCCCAUUGUAUCAAACUCUGCAGACCAUUCAUAUAUAUUCUCAGCAUUCCUUACAACAGCUCUGUAAGGUAGGCCAGUGACGUCAUCCCCAUAUCGCAGAUAGGGGAUGAAGCUGAGAAUUAGCUGGCUUGUCACCCGUUGGCUGAGUCAUCCGUUGAAUUUGUGGCAGGACCGGGAUUUUAACUGAUGGCUUCCUAUUUUGCUGCUCAGUCUCUUCACAACAAUAUGCUUUCUGCCGCUAGCACUGGCCGAGGGGGAAACCAGCAAAUCUUAACCUUCUGCAGAUUCUUUUCUUAAGUACGUUGUCCUUCUGUGAGAGAAUUAAAUGGAGCAGCACUCAUUUUAAUACAUGGGCUGGGAUGUCCAAACAACGUCAUAGAGUUGGAAGAGAUCUUGGAGGUCCUUGUCUGCAUCAUCUUGCUCCAUGCAGGUUCCUGGAGGCACCUGAAGCAUCGCUGAGAAGUGGAUGUCCAACCUCUUCUUAAACACUUCCAGCAAAGGAGUGACCAGCAGCUUUCAAAGCAGCCUGUUCUAGUGUGGACCCAGAUCAAGCCCUUGGGAAGCUUUUCUUAAUGCUAUGCAAAAACUAACCUGCAUUCUUCUUGUCUCUCCUUCCUCCUCCAAUCCUUUCCUCUGGUACCACUGCAGAACUGCCCUGAGAACAUGGGGGCCAGUUCACCACAGAACAACGAUGAAGAUGAGAAUGAAAACGAGAAGGAGCUCCAGAUGGAAUCUCUUCUCUGUGCCUUUGAGAGUUUGGGCAAAGCGUGGCCCAGAAACCCAGAAACACAACGUAGGUUUUUUCCUUACAAAUAUUUAUACUAAUUUUGUGCAAACUGCUUUUGAAAAAAAAAAUAAUCUCUAUAAUCAUGUGGUCUACAAAUCUUGUAAAAUAAAUAUAAAUAAUUGAAAGGUUUAAUCCCCAAAACUCGAGGCAUUUCAUCUUAAAAUAACAACAACCCUCUCCAAAAAAGAAUCAGAGAAUGAGAAGAAACUUGAGGACACUCUUUCAGAGUAUUUAUUCUAUUGUUCAAAUUGUUAUUCUUAAAAAACCCCAGCUGCUUUGAUACUUAGUGAUUUCAUUGUAGUUUUAUUUGUUGUAUUGUUCCUUAUUAGUUUUGUCACCCCAUUGAAAGGUGGGUUAAAUAUAUAUAUUUACAGAAAUGGAUAGACAGGAAAAUGGUUCCCAAGCUAUUUGAUCAAGAGUGUUUAGCUUUUUUUGGGCCCUGAGUACUGCGGUGGGGACAGUAAAUACAAUGCAAAAAAUUAAACACAAAAUACAAAAAAAAAAUAAACGCAAAAAGGUGUGAAUAUUGUUUGUGUUUAACAACAUUCAGCAGGAGAUAGUUAGAAUCAGACAUUUGUGUUUUAUGCACAGAAGUCUGCCCCCACUCUAGAUGAUUGCCCUCUACACCCUUUUAACCCAGGGAGGUUCAGGCAAACAUCUGUACAGGGGUAAUGUUGUAGUCCUGUCUAAAUGUAAUGAAUGGGAUCAUGAUACAGCAGAGUGCGUCUGCAAGUACUUUGCAAAAUAUAGGAGGCAGCUUUGAAGCGGGGGGGGGGAGGGGGGAGAGAGACUUCCGGUGAGAAUUAAGAUCCGGCCUUGGCUGCUGUGUCCUAGUCUCUCUCCUCCUCCCCUCCCCCCGCCAACAUAGCUUAAUUGGCAGGUUGCUAGGAUUGAACCCUACUUAGAAAUGAUGGCCUCUGACUUAGGGGUCCUUGCUGCAGGUCCCACGGGGAGCAGUAUAAAUGGGAGGAGGGGUGGCUGUGUUUUCUUCCAUUUCAGCAGUCCAGUGUUUUAGGUGUCUAAUGUCUUUGAGCACCUGCAUUUUUUUAAACCCCUGGUGAUAAUGUGUCUAGAGGACAGGGGUUUAAAUGUAGUUGUUUGCCUUACCUUUGUCUUGAUUCUCUUGAAAACCUUUUUUUUGCCCCAGGCUGCUAUCAACAAGAGGUGUGCAAACUAAUGUGCGACCGGCUGAAACUCAGUACGUGGAAAGUGCAGCUCGGAGUGCUCCAAGCUAUGAAAGCUUAUUUUCAAGGGUAAUUUCCCUCCAGGUGCUGAACCUGCUUCUUCUCUGCCUUUUCCUCCUGUGACAUUUUGUGCCUUCACGUGCGGUCGCGUCAAAUCUUGCAAGCACGCGGCGUGCCUCCCUUUUGUGGGGGCUUAUUUGCUGAUGUGAACAGAGACAGCAAAGCGGUAACUUGCUUAAGUUGUGUUUUGCAAACACCCGGUAGGCCCUGCCGUCCGUACUGUCUCCACAUUUGGGGAGGAGAAGGCUGCCUUCUACAUCACGUCAGAGAAAAGUAGAGAAAUUGGGGGGGGGGGGAGCUCUGUUUGGCCUAGAUAAGUAGGAUAAAGGUAAAGGGACCCCUGACCAUUAGGUCCAGUCAUGGCCGACUCUGGGUUUGCGGCGCUCAUCUCGCUUUAUUGGCCGAGGGAGCCGGCGUACAGCUUCCGGGUCAUGUGGCCAGCAUGACUAAGCAGCUUCUGGCGAACCAGAGCAGCACAUUGAAACGCCGUUUACCUUCCCACCGGAGCGGUACCUAUUUACCUACUUGCACUUUGAUGUGCUUUCGAACUGCUAGGUUGGCAGGAGCAGGGACUGAGCAACGGGAGCUCACCCCAUCGCGGGGAUUCGAACCGCCGACCUUCUGAUUGGCAAGUCCUAGGCUCUGUGGUUUAACCCACAGCGCCACCCGCGUCCCAAAUAAGUAGGAUGCACCUUUGUAAAUGAUAAAAACUUUUCAGUGGGGCAGUGCGAAUGAUCAGCUUCAAAAGUGGUGGACGUUAAGCACCACUGUGAUUUGGUCAUUUGCAAAUGGUGCUUCUCUCUGGGAUCAGCUAAUGUAGUACAUUUCUCCUCUGCAUUCCAUGUCUUUAUUCCAGUGCAAUGCCAAGUAACCAUCAGUAAAAGGGCUUCCAUUUGUGCAACAGAACCACUCCCCCUCUCCUUCCCCCAUGUGGAAGCCCUGUUGUCCCCAGACCGACUUUGGGGGAGGGUUGGUGGGAAGCACCCAGAAUGGAAUUUAGGGGGUACACAGGAAGAAAUGAGAAAGUCCUUUGCGUCAACAGAUAUUCUUUUGCUGAAAGGACAGUUACUUAGCGCUGCUUUGGCUAAAAGCCUAUAUGUUGUGGGCUUAAGCCCACACCAAUCCUCUCUAGCUAGGACUAAUUGGUGCAGGCUCUGCUGUUUGCAGACUAACCACUAGCCAAGACUCAGAGAGUUAAAAGGGAAACCGUUUCCUGCCUCUUCCAGAGACGCGUCCCAUGUUUCCUACAGUUAUCUCUGAUAGCCCUAAACUGGGCAGCUACUGUUCCGAUAUUGUCAGCAAGCUCCUUUUGACAUAAGGCAAUGGUGCUGUUCUUCCUUUGGGUAGGUUACUGUUGCUUGAAGCAGAACACUCAGAUCCUGAGGCUUUGAGAAGAAUACUGUUUGAAACCUGUUCCUCUAUCACCCAUUCUCUAGGUAAGUAUCUUGUCAGCGGUGCACCAGGAAACCCAUUUUAAAGCUUUAAAUGACUAGCUUUCACUAGCAGAAGAGAGUGGAGCCUUUUGCGCUUUUGGAAUUUCUUGUAUCCAUCGAUAUUGAACCUCUCUUGGAGACAGAUGGAGGGGCUGUAGGAACUAAAGGAUUGAUGCAUGACUAAAAGAGACUCCCCACUUCAGACUUUUGUAGAGGGUGGUGGGACAGAGGUGGGGGUGGACCUUACUUUUUUCAUCUUUGUUCUCCUCAACAGAAUCCUACUCGUGUGUGGGAUUAUAACAUAAGAAGAUACUAGAAUUCUGCCCUGUAGCCUUUUAGAUAUGGGAACAGGGAAGAGACUCAUUUUUGAAUGCUCCAUAUUUUGCGGGGAGGGCAGUUGUGAACUUGUGGUGGGUAAGACAGAUGUAUUCCCAUUAACUAUAUGCAUCUGGGUCAUUGCAUAAAUAAAUGCUGGGUUCUCAUUUAACUUCUGACAAAAGUUCUUCCCUGGCAAACAUUUUGUCGUUUCUUGGAAUAAUAACAAUACAGUGCUACCUCAGGUUACAAACACUUUGGGUUGCAAACUCUGCUAACCCAGAAGUAGUACCUCGGGUUGAGAACUUUGCCCCAGGAUGAGAACGGAAAUCGUGCACCGGCGGCACGGCUGCAGCUUAAGCCACGUCUCAGGUUAAGAACUGUUUCGGGUUAAGAACAGACCUCCGGAACGAAUUAAGUUCGUAACCUGAGGUACCACUGUAAAUCUGUACCAAAACUGGGGUUAGAAGAAAUUAAGAAGUGCAUGUUGCCCUGCAAGAUGCUUAAAAGAUGUAUGUGGCCCAUAUGCAUCUCUGGCAUAAAGUUACAUUUCCCUCAGGUUAUAUUCACUCUUGACUAAUGUUUGUUCCCUCAGAGAAUAGAAGCUACACCUCCAUAAGAACUGAAGCCUUGUCAGUGAUAGAAGUACUGCUCACAAAACUUGAAGGCAAGUUUUUUUUCAUGAUUUUGGAAAUGUUGAUCAACCAGGUUGUCUCUUAACUCCAGAAGGCUAAAGAAUGCUGCAGUUCAGUGCUAGUCUAGACUGAUUUUAAAGCAAUAAUUGGUAUACAUUUAUUGGGGUGAGUACUCUGCUCUUUUUGCUUUGCAGGGUAAUUUUGGCCAGGCUGCUUCCCAUUUUGUAUUAUGGAAGCUCGGUUUCUGUGCAUGAACUGCAUAAGAGUCACACCAGUUGUUUGUUUGACAUAAACUUACCUGCUUGUAUUUGCUUUAUUGUGUAUUUACUCAUUUUUGUUGGGAGCCGGCCAGUGGCUAGGGCAACCAUAUGGGCAUAUAAAUUGUUGUUGUUAUUGUUAAUAAUAAUAGUAAUAGCCAGUGUGCUGUAGUGGUUAAGAGCGAUAGACUCGUAAUCUGGGGAACCGGGUUUGCGUCUCCGCUCCUCCAUAUGCAGCUGCUGGGUGACCUUGGGCCAGUCACACUUCUCUGAAGUCUCUCAGCCCCACUCACCUCACAGAGUGUUUGUUGUGGGGGAGGAAGGGAAAGGAGAAUGUUAGCUGCUUUGAGACUCCCUAGGGUAGUGAUAAAACGGGGUAUCAAAUCCAAACUCAUAAUAAUAAUAAUAAUAAUAAUAAUAAUAAUAAUAAUAAUAAACUUUUUGAUGUUUGAAAACCACAUUUCGUAAAAAACAAACAAACCAAGGAGUAUCGUUAUGGGGAUAAGGGGAAACCUAACAGAAGGCUUUGGAAAGGAGCUCAAGACACAGAAGUUCUGCCACCUAGGCUCCUGUAGUCAUUUCUAGGCAUUGUCUUGUAUGGUUUGCAAAAUGCCACUAGGAUAUGUUGGCAAAUGCCUUUGCAGAUAAAGGGUAGAAUUGUUAUUUUGGGGCUUGUAUUCCUACAGUCCCCGUUUCCUGCUAUGGAGCACUUUACAUUGCCCAUGUGUAUGUUUCUGCUUCUCAAAACUAAGCUGAACAUCUUAUUGGCUUCGUGUGUUUGGUAACAUCAAAACUAAACCUCUGGUGUGUGUUCCAUGUGUUGGGGCUGCCUUUGAAAGUUCCUGGUGCAGCACCUGGACCCAGGAGUAAGCAGUGAGAUGGACUCCAGAACUUGAUGGACUGCAUUUCCCAUCAGUUGAACUUCCCUUUGGCUAUUCUGGCUGGGGCAGAUGACAGUUGGAAGUCCACCAUCGUUGGCUCCCGCUGGGUAAGCCAGCCACUGCAUUAAGUUCAGGAAGACCUUUCAAAGGCAGCCCCACAAAUAAUGCACAUGACUCGAGGGACCAUAUAACCCCAGUCCUGAAGGAAGUUACACUGGUUACCAGUUAGUUUCUGAUCUUUCAAGCCGUUAGUGAUCUGGAUAUCUGAAGAAGCACUUCUCCCAUGUUUGUCCAUAUUUAUUUCUAUUUAUUUCCUUGAUAUCAUCUGAAGGCUCUUUCACUGCCUGAAGAUCAGUGGAUGGUUCCCAGGGCUGCCUUCUGACUUGUCACUAUCCAGAACCCAUUGAUGCUUCUUACUAUAUUUUAACUAAUCUUCUUAGGACUUUUUGUUGUUUUUAUAAGCGAUUUUUAUGGCUUGAAAAGCCCAGUAAGUGGGAAUGCAUGAAAUAACACGAUGAUGUCCUUCUGCCUCCUUCUCCUUAUGUAGAGUCCAGACAGUGGGGAAGCCUGAACACAGAAAACAGAGAACUCCUCAUUGGCUCCUUAACAGCCCUGAUGUUGGACAGCAGGCCUGAGCUACAAGAGAAAGCCACUUUGCUAAAGAAAACCUUAGAAAAACUUGAUUGAAUUGACAGUCAACCAAGUGCCAUGCGAAACGAAACAAGCAAAAGCGAAAGCGCGCAGUGAGCUCUGAAUACAGAGAGGGAACGUAAAGACGACUCUGUAGCAUGCAUCAUUCCUUGGCUAAAAUAAAGAACACCUUGAAUUCUGUUCCCCAUUAAUUUUAUCCUCCUCCUCUCUCCCCCGCCCCCCAAUUUUUUGUAACCAUUUCAGGCAGUUGGGCUAGAAUGAAAGCCUCGAGCAUAUUAAAAAAAAAGCAAAAGCACACAACCGUAAACCCAAGCUACGUAAUGAAUUUUUGGGAAAUUGUCCUGGCCUGCGUGCAAAUAAAGGAGGGGAAGAAGCACCUCAUUUGAAAAAUUAACACCAGCCAAAAUCUUGGGUGUGUACCUGGAAAUGAUGUUUGUAAGAAUUAUCAAAAGGUGUUCAUUGGAGCACUGGAGAUCAAAUACUCUGGCCUGUAUCUUUCAUGUGGAGUAAUUAUUACUUAGUGUUGUAUUGGUAGGACUCUGGCUCUUUUUAGGACAAGGUAAGCUAAUGCUAAUAUGGAGAGGUCCGCCUUCUGUUGGUUUAGCCUGACUUCCCUUUUGGAAUCCCGUUGAUGUGUUCUGGUCCUCCUGGUCCGCAUACUGCCAUGUCAUCCGAUGUAAAAAUGGAGCAAUUGCACACUGGAAAGCACUUUAAUUAGCUGUCUGGAAACAAGGGUGUACUUGGUUUUAAACAAGCAACGAAAGAGCACUGCCCUUUCCCGAAAUGAGUUUUGCAUGACACUCAGUAAUAGCAAAGCCCUUAUCCAAAAUAAUGGUUUUCAAGAGUGCUCUGCAUUUUCCACGAACUAUCUCAUAGUAGGCUUCCUUUUCUCAGGUUUGUAACCCCCGUCUUGCUUUGAAAAACUACGUGUUUUAACAUUAUUAAGAAGGUGCAGUUAAAUAACAGCGUUGUAUCUGACACGGCAUAUUCUGGUUUGUAAGAAAGUACUUUUGUUUUUCUGGGUAAGGCUUAACGUUGCAUCCAUUUAAGAGAGUGGAAACGCAUUGCAUUAAGCAGCCCCCUUUUCUGUAGUGGCAAAAGCAUUUUUUUGGGGGGGGGGGAAAUGAAAUUUGCUCCAAUUUUAAUAAAGGCUCCCUAGACGGUGCAGUUAAAACGUUUUAGAACUUCGCAACCCUAAUUUAAGGCUGAUCGCCAUACAUCCACAGAAUACCGUGUAGGAAAUAACGUGUGCUACUUGCUAACAGUUUUGUCGUGUGGUGUCCUUGCCCGUAAGAUGUUUGUAGGAUUUGUUUCACAUGAAGAUCUAUAUGCAGGUAGCACGUUAAUUCCUACAUGGAAGUGCCUUCUGCGUAGGACUUUUGCAACGUACAAAACUGACCACUGGUUCUGUUUGAUUGGCACCCCCAGCCACCCAGUUGCCCUGUGGCACCUUGGAGGGCUGCCUGACUCAGCCAGGAUUACUUGGAUGCAUCAGUUAUAAGAAUUGAUCCUCCCCCAGUGCAACAAGCCCCUUUCCAGGUGCCUUUGAUCACGAACCAUCGGCAUCUGCGUGGACUGCUCCCUCACAGAGAUACUUCAUAUAUUUGAUGGAUACAUCCCGAGGUGCGAGGGCACAAGCUGUUUUUAAAUUGGUCUUUUUAGGGAGGUUCAGGACAUUUGACAGAAAAAGGGGUGUGUUUAGGGCUGCUUCACAUUUAACGGCCACCCAGAAUUCCUGGGGGUGGGGUUACACGCCUGUAUCCUGAGGUUACAGGUUACCUCAAAAUGGCGUUGAGAGGCAUUUUCCUCAUGUGCCGCCACAUUUUGAGGACUCCUGGCCAUUGUUACGAUCUCGCUCCGUGGAAGUCUACUGAGAAAUUAAUGACUGGUGUGUGUGUGUGUGUGUGUGUGUCUCAUGUGUGUCGUCAGACUCUUUUGUCUGUUGGUUAAAGGCCUUUGUCUUCUACCUAGCACUGCCCCAUAGCUAAGGAAUAGUAAAGCUGGUCUAAAAGAUUUUAAUGUAUUACGGAAAGCUGCUUGUUGUUUACGCUGAGUUUGAAUUUGCCAAGCACAUCUGUAAAACGGAAUGUUUGUAGGCAUAAGAUCUUUGCAUAACUUUUAACAAAAUAGCCCAUUUUGUCUCGCAGGAGCUCUCUCUCUCUCUUUUUGUAUUACGCAGAAAUGUCAAGUGUUGCUCUUUUUCUUUCUUUUUGCAACAGUCGUUUUGAGUGUUUUAAUAGAACCUGUGACAACCAUAUAUAUAUAUAUAUACGACAUGUGCUAGGUCUCCGAUAUGACUCUUCAGCAACGGCUUCAGUAUUUUGAGGUGGAAUCUAAAAACUUGAGUUUGGAACAGCUGCUGUAGUAAGUAUUUCCAAAUGGAAAUUUAUAUUAACCGUACUGAAUACUAAAAUUCCAGAAUAAGAACUACCUGGAAUGUGCAAGUUUGGUGAAUAGCUUCUCUGAAUAGCUUUUUUUCUUCUAAAUUUAGAUUAUGAACUUACCAAACAAACAUGUGCCUCUAUGAGAAACCUACCUGCAAAAAAAAUAAGUUGACUUAGAGGUCAGAUGCCCGUCCCUCUUUUAAAUUUGUUGACUUGAUAGGAAAAAAGUGGCCUUUGGAGAGUUAUGUUUUCCUCUGAAAACAAUUGCACUAUAAAACACUGUUGCCCAAAUGUGGGCGCUUGUGCUGCUGUUUAAUGCUGCUUUGUAUACCUGGAUUGAAGUGUGUAAAUUUGACACUAUAGCACCCGCUGAAUUUACAAACUUGUUUUGUGUUUUAAAGAUUUCUAAUGUUGCAAGAAAAAGGUCUCCAUUAAAUUCACUACAUUCAUUUUCUGUAUCUGGAUGUCAAGUUAUGUAAGUGGAUUGACCGAAGGAAACCUCCCCACCAAAAGGGUAACAUUAAAAUAAAGGCACAUGACCUCCUCUUGGAUAGAA